AUGUCUGAGAAGAAGAGGAAGGGCAGAGGAAGGGGCAGAAAGAACAAAGAAGGGGGGACAGAGGAAAAAGAAGCAGGCCCCACAGAAGGUACUUUCCAUUUUUAGCACAUUUUACUGCAUCUGAACAAGAGAGCUUCUGAGCUAAUGCAAAUGUACCAAGAUACGGUUUCUGUCUCCUUCAGAAAUACAUUCCUGAACUAUUUAAAAAUAGCAACAAAAAACUAAUCUCAGCAGGAAUCAAGGCAGGGUGGUUUCUGGAAAUAUCCAUGGUCACGACUCAUAAAGUGCUGAUGUGCUGAUUAGAACGUUUCAUGCAAAUAGGCUUUUUCUUGUGUAACAUCCAGAAAUUCCCUGGUGUAGCAGCCAAAGAAAAAGAGAGUGUUUUUGAGAGACAGAAGCAGUAACAGACCAAACAUGACCCAAGUAACUACUGUUGUCAAUGCAAUUGUUUUCACAAAUGAUGUGCUUACUAUAGUUCUAAAUGCUUUGGUGUAAUCAUUAUAACUCCAGAUUGUUCUGAUCUGGUAAUUUACUGGUGUUGGCUAUCAGCUGCUGACUGUCAAUUAGUGGGCUAAAACGGCCAGAGGCUUGUGCGUUCACUGAACGUUUUCAGUGAAGCAGAGAGAACAGUUGUGCAGUUUUAAUGCUUCCUUUUUUGCCACAAAAAAACAGAGCAACAGGUUGUAUGGUUCAACAAUGCCAGUUUAUUUAGAAGGAAAAUUUAAAUUAGUAAAGAUGCAGCAACAAGCCUCUCUCCAUCUCUCGCCGCACACUUGAGUGAUGAUUUCUUGAAGCAAUGAAGCAUCUGUCUGCUAAUCGAUCAAUCUAAUCAUCUGUCUACACACACAGAAAACAACAAUAUUAUAUUGGAAUGGUGAAAUAGUUUAUUAAUCUCCAUUGUUGCUAUAUUUUUAACUUUCCAUUCUUACAAAUAGUUGCAUUUGCAAGCACACAUGGUCCUCCCUAUUGUAUCACAACAUUUCUGUGGUAGGCUUGGCUGAGAAAGAGUAACUGUCCCGGGAUUACUGAGUAGGCUUCAUGACUGAGCUGGGGCUAUGAAGCACUCAUGCUCCUUGGGGGUCUCAAAUUUCAACAGCACCUUGUGCGAUGAGCCCCCUUUUUUCUAGAAGUAAAGUACUGGUUGUGGCACCCCCUGUGUCCCCCACCCCAGGCUCCAGGCUCAGUGUGACUAAACUGGUUGAGCUCCCCAAAUCCGCCUCUGUAUGAAGUUGGAUCUUCCUCGUUUUGAGUUCAGGAUUGUAUCUGCCACACCACACUGCCUCUAUAUUUUAUAUUUCUAAGCUCUCAUCAGGUCAUGUCUUAGUGAGCCCCUGUAUGAGCCCUUUUGCUGUAACUCCCAGUGCAUAGAUGCCUUUAGACGGUUGCUCACAUCCACAUUCCUGCUCUUGUUUCACUGAGGCUGGAGACAUGUAAGGGCAGUAAUAGUAGCCAAAUGGCAUGUGCUAUAGGAGAAUAAUAGACACACCAUAGCAGCUGUGAGUGUGAAAUAUGUGAAACCUCCCUCCAGUUCUCAAGCCUCCCACCCCCACAUGGUGUUCAUAAAACAUCAAACUUCCAGAGCACUAGAUUUUGCGUCAUGCACUUCAGAAUUCUGGGAGUGAGAAUAUUAUGAAUAAUCUAAAUGCCCUUUAGCAAAGGGAGGUGGUUUUUAUUUUUAAAAAAGAGGAUCAGCAGCUGUGCUAAUGCUUAAAGUGGAGGCAGAGAGCAGACAUUUAUCAGCUGCAGAGGUGACUGGAUUAGAUGAAGGGCAGGUUGGCAUUCUUUGUCUCCAAAGGAGCUGUGCCUUCCUUGUUCUCUGCAGGCAUGAAGUGCGGGAUUAGAAGGAACAGACAACGAAACAUCUAACUCUGAGUAAACUAGAUAUUUUAAAGGUGGGGAGCGCCUUCUUCUUCUUCUUCUUUUAAGGAGAACAACCUUGUUUUGCUUUUUUAGAAUUCUCAGUCCCCUGGAGUGUGCUGUUGUUUGAUGAAGGUCCCUUUGCAUGUGGAUCAUUUGGUAAAAAACAGAUUAUCUGCAUUUAUUUCUCUCUCCCCAGCAUGAAAAUAUUUCUUUUCCUUGCCAAAGAGUGAACACCUGGAGGAGAGGAGUUUGAAGGAUGCAUAUACAGGAGUGCAAUAGGCACAAAACGCCAAGCACCCCUGAUCAGAUAUUCACAGAAUAUUGCCACGUCUAGCCCCCAACUAAAGCCACUCCAACCAUGAUCAAUGAUCUAUAGUCCACUAUGGACACUGAAACUCCCCCCUCACAGGCCUUGCUUGCAGGCAGCCCCCUAAAGAAAGCUGCUGAUUAGCUGGUCACAUGCCAGGCCAUGUCGCCUGCAUCUCUGCUUAGGCCAUGCCGACCUACUCAUGUCAGUCACAACAUCCAGCUCAUAAAUAGGACUGUUUUUUCAUUUACUUUCAACUUCACCAUUUUAUGAUUUUAUGAUUCUAUGAACAUUCAAAGAGGCCACAAGGCGCUUCUUCUGAGAGCCGCAUGCCAGUGGAGGGUAGCGCUUGUGGGGAAAGUGGGUGGGGCCAGUUGGAAAAGUGGGUGGAGCAAUUGCAUUUGACACACAUUUCUCUAUUCCCAUUGAUCCCCUGCUGGUGAGGCUCGCUGACCUCCCGGAAAAGCAAAAAAAUGACCUUUUCCUGUUAGGCAAAGAUCAUAAGACGACCUGGAUGAUUGCCAGAUUCUAUGUACAGAUCUGUAGGCACAGACCACCCUGCAACCCAAACUAGUUCAUUAAGAAAAUCCCCAAACUGGGUGACUCUGGGUCAUCUCUCUGUGGUAGCUUAUCUUAAAGUUUUAAGUGACUAUAUGCUUAUCGCAUUUAUAAAUUUUAAAUUUAUUGUUGUACAUUGUUUUAAAUGUUUGCUUUCCUUCUGGGAUUGUACCCCCAAGUGUGUUUUAUAAGCUGGUCUCCGACUGUAAUAAAUUUAUCUAUCUAUCUAGCCUAUAUCUGGGCAUUUUAAGCUUGUGCCAAUCAAGGGCACAUUCCAGCCAGGCAAAAGCACUCCAGCAGGAUGUGAAACAGGGCCAGUGGCCUGGCGAGAAGGUGUGGGGGUGCUGAGCAGAGCCCUGAGGAUCGGGUAGAAUCACUGCAGCAAUUUUACAUUUAUUUAAGUUUAAAAAUAAUGGUCACUACCCUUAUUUUUUCACUUCAUUUGCUUCUAAUCUCAGUGAUUAAACACACACCCAAACACCAACCAUAUGUAUGUAUCUAUGUAUAUGUAUGUUAUCUAUCUAUCUGGUAACUUAGGAUAGCACUUCUGAUGAAAUAUACUCCAGGCCCAGACCCUCCCAAGUCUCCCUAUUUUCCAGGGACAUCCUUGAUUAAGAGAAGCCAUCUCAGUUUCUGAUAUCGUCCCAGAAUGUCCUACUUUUCCUUAGGAUAUCCCUAUUUUCAUUGAAGAAAUGUUGGAAGGUAUAGAGUUAUCCAACCUCCGAGCCGUCUGAAGGCUAUUCUGUGUAGGGAAGGCCUUUUUUGUUUUUUAAAAAAUAUUUAUUAAAGGUUUCAGAAUUACACGAAAAAAAGAAAAAAUUAAAAACAACACUACAAUACAUAAAAAGGAAGAAAGAAAAAAGCAAAACACAAAAACCAAUGCAACAAUACAGCAAAAAGAUACAAAAAGAAAAGAGAAAAAAAAACACAAAUCCAAUAUUACAUAUCUUUAACUUCCAUUUGCUUGUUUCAUUGACCUCCUCACACCUCCCUUUUUGUAUUCUAAUUUAAUUAGUUAUUUCAGCAAAUUCUUUCCAUCUUUCUCAAUUUUCAUUAAAUAAUUUAUCUUAACAAUUUAACCUAUUAAUUAACUCAACAAAUCCUUUCCAUCUUUUCCCCAUGUUCUGUUAUUCAAAUUGCUUUAGUUUAUUUAACCUUAUCUUACCGUAACAUACUUUAGAGCUUAAAGCUUAAUACUCGAUUAUACAUAACUCCUGGUAUCAUUUCUACUAGAGUCAUAUAGUUUCAUUCCAACAUUUCCCCUAAUAUUCAUUAAUUUUAGGCCAAUUCCCUAGGGAAAAAAAAUUUUCUUUAUAAAUUUUGUUCCAGUCUUCAUCCAACGUCUCUUCUUCCUGGUCUCGGGUCGUGCCAGUCCUUACUGUCCUUUCCAUCUAGUCCAUCAACCUGGUAAUCGUAUGUCCGAGGCCCUUAAGUCUCUUCCAUGUCCCUUCUGCAGAUCUUCUUCUUCUUGUUUAUACUUGCCCUUUUCCUUGUCUUUUGUUGGUCUCUUUCUUAAUUUCUUUCCUUUCUCACUGAGGAGUAGGUCUCUGGGGGAUUCCAACCCAAAAUUACCUCCAUCUCCCUUCAUCAAACCCGCCCAUUCCCCACAGUCCCACUCCCCACAGUCAUCAAUGUAAUCCAUAAAGUAUUUAAAAGCAUAUUUCAAGGUCUCUCCAAAGUUAAGAACCUCCUCAGCUCCAGACUCCCCCUGGCUCCCUCCAACUUCAAUCUUCAAUGACAGCGGUUUAUGCUCCUGUAGGGCCUCGGGUCUCUCCAUUUGUGUUAUUUGAGGUGCAACCGCAUCCUUUUCCAUUAUCUUCUGCACUUGCCCAGUCAGUACUGGUUCAUGAGUUGGUCCCUGAAUAGUUUCUGUAUCAAUAUUCCCUGUUUGUCCACAGUUAUUAACCACAACAGUCAUCAAGUCCAUUUUCUCAUUCAUCAAAUCCAUCUUCUCAUGCAUCUGUUCCAACAAGGCACUUGUCUUGCGUAAAGCAAGCACCCAAACUUCCUCCCAGCUCAUAUUUAGUCAAGGUCAAAAAAGACUGGUCCCACGAUCUUAAUCUCACAGCUGUUGAGUCCUCAAGUAGACUGCAGCAACAAUUUAACAAGCUCCCUCUAGAGGAGACAAUUUCUAUUUGUAUCCAUUUUUCUUAAGGCAAGUCCAGCAAAGGAAAAUUACUAUCAUUUUUCAGAUAUUUUGUUUCUUUAGAAUGCAAAAGGCAACAUUGGAAUCAAUUUAUUUCUCUUCUUUAGCUAUCUGUCAAAGUAUUCCAUUCACAGUCAAUGAACCUCUCCAACUAUUUCUGUCUCUGACACCCCGUUCCCAGGUUAGAGACGGUGGAAACUUAUCUUUCUUCACUCCCUCUCCUGCAGGGGUUAAACAAAGUCCCCCCUCUUUCUCCUACUUCCAAGGGGGUUUCAGUAGUUAUAAAUGAAGGAAAUUUAGACUUUUUUAACGACUUUCCAGGCUUUAGCUUACAAGGUUUUUGCUUUAGUCUAUAUACAAAAAGUGGAAGGCGGACUUCCUGUUUUGAACCUUCCCGCUUCGAUGCCAAAUUAAGAUAUUUCUUGAUCCUAUUUUCCGUUUCUACUCACGGGUACUUGUUUUAAAUCCAAUUGUCCACAGGAAAAAGUCAGCGCUUUCCGGCAAUGGCUGUGCGGCUUCACUCCGUGAAAGUAGCAAUCAGUUAGCAGCACCGCGCCGCUCACCCCACUUCGCUCCGGCGCCCCAAAAUGGGGUUCCCGGUGAGUAGGGGGGGCGCUCCUGGUGCCCUGCCGAACCCCACGUUCCCAGGCUUCCUCCGCCUGGGAUUUCUAGCGGGUCCCUGCCUUCGCCAGGGAAGACCCAGUUUUCACGGAGCUAGUUCCUCCGGUUGGAGGAACUCCGCCAUUCGCCGAUGGCGCUAACCCGGAAGGCCUUUUUUAAUGUUUAAUGUUUUAUUAUGUUUUUAUAUAUGCUGGAAGCUGCCCAGAGUGGCAUAAAUAGUAAAAUUAUCAUUAUAGAAUGGGACGUCCCUAUUUUCACCAGAGAAAUGUAUGCAGUCCAGGAAAACUUGCCCCAUAAAUGUGUUCGUCUUUAAGGCACCACAAGGUUCGUUAAUUGUUUUUGUUUGCAGAAGAUCUCUCUGAUCCUUUUCAGGGAGAAUAUCAUUCAGCUCUGGCCUUUGCGUUAUGUUGCUAGAUUAACCAAUGUGGUUUAUACAGGUAACAUGUUUAGUUCCCAUCUUUUAUUCUGUCACUUGGAGCAGGGCCUGCUUUCCUUUCUGGCUGACAGGCACUUGUGUUCUCUUCCUUGAGCAAAGCAGGCUUUUGAUCUUUUUAUGCCUGAAACAAAACUUAAAAAUUACAUCCUCCUGCUCUGCAGCUUCCUUUUUUUUUUUUUUAAGUGGCGCAUACAUUGUUUCAUCAUCAUGUUAUUUCAUGGGAAUGCUGGUGUAGCCUAAUAACUGCUGGCUUUAAUUUGAAUGCUAGAUGUUUAGUGCCUAGGAGCAAAGGUGUUCCAUAGCUAUUGACAGACCUUUCCUCCAUUGAUUCCACCAACCCUUUUUGGUCCGUAAGAAAAAUAUACUCCCAAAUGCCUCUUGCUUUCAAGUUUGCCAGAACUUUUCAUGUGCCUCAUUUUGGAACAUUUUGGUUGCCCCUAAUAAAGGUGUUUCCCAACCCUUCCAACGCUACAAUUCUAUUAUUCUAACUGGGGAUUCUGGAGUUUUGGUCAUUUUAGUACUUCUUUGUAUUGUUUUCCAGCUCUAUUAUACCCUUUUUGAGAGCAAAACUGUACAUAGUGUUAUGAGUAUGGGAGUGGGGAGUAGGCAGAGACCCCUCUGAACCCUGGAUCCAACAAUAGUUAAAAGCUCACCAAGCCUUCUAAUUCUGGGAACUAGCCAUACUAGCUUCCUGGUGAGGGGAUGAGGGAUUAAGGGGCCUGGUGUGAGACGGCAAUUGGGUUGUGUCCCCUCCCUCAAGUGCCUCAAGUGAAAAAAGCAGAGUUGAGUUUGGCUAGUGAUGUGACCUAGAUGUAAAGCAGCAAGUUGGAGAAAGAGAGUCAGAGAAACAUCUGAGAGUAAUGUUUGCCUUCGGCUUGAAUCCAAGGCUGUGGCUGUGGAAGAAAAAAAAUUCGGGGGUUUUAAUGCUGCGAACCCCUCCAUCACAGGCUCAGGUUGUAGAUACAUGUAAAUAAACCAUGUAGCAUACAGACACCACAGCAUCCGCUGUGCCACAGACUCUGAGUAAAUGCCUGGAACCCCUGGAAUCUCACACCGCUCAGAGAUUGGGCAACAAUAUUUCCCCAUGUGAUUAUAUAGUGGCAUUGUGACAAUGGCUGCAUCGUUUUCAAACAACUUCCUAAAUCUGAACUAUUUUCACUGCCACAGAACACUGAGUUUGUAAGUGAGCUUUCCACGAUGACUGCAAGAUCUCUUUUCUAAAUAGUCACCACCAAACUAGUCCCCAAGCAUGUCCACCUCUAAACCUCAUCCAGAGUACUCUAGUAAAACAGAACCAAAAGCAAAGAACAUUGCCUGGUGUUGUUAGCAAUAUCUUAUUUACCCUCAUCCAGACAGAUUUUUCAUCUUUACUGGUGUGAAUUUAACAUUUGUAGGAAUGUGUAUGUUAAAUCCACAGCCUGUGGGAAUGUAAGAAUACUGCCUUGUUUAAACAAGACUGUGGGUGGUGAUCUAUCUUAUGUGGUGUUAUGUGGCGUUUCCGUGUGCUCUGGCUUCCAUCACGGUGUCCCGUUGUGCCAGAAGCGGUUUAGUCCUGCUGGCCACAUGACCCGGAAAGCAGUCUAUUGACAAACGCCGGCUUCCUCGCCUGAAGCCAGAUGAGCGCCGCACCCCAUAGUCAAGUUUGACUGGAGUUCACCGCCCAGGGGUCCUUUACCUAUUUACCUUCAAAUAUUUUCCAGGGAAACCAUCAUGCUUGGGGAAGUUGAAGGCACUGAUGCAUUUUUUGUACAAGCAAAAAAUGGGUGUCUGCCUGUGCGCACACAGGCAAAUUAGAAAUGAAUAAAUCAGUAUCUGAAGGGUGCAACUACUAAGGAAAUGAGCCAACCGUCUAGAGAGACAAGAGCUGAUAAUAAUCACUCAAAUACUUUUGAAGGAAGGAAAUAGUGAAAUGUGUUAGAAGUGGCAUUUCUUAAUCUAAGCAAAUUGCCUGUACUUAGAGUGCUCUAGCUCCCAUAUUGUUGAGAUCAUUGUAUUUUUGUUUAAAUAGAUCUUUUGCAUUUUGUGUCAUGAAAUGGUGAGGUUUAUUUUAAUGGACAAUGCUUGUAAAUUACAGUCCUCCCAGAUUCUAACAAAACGCCAGACUGGUGGGCCAUAAUGCUCAAUGUGCUUUCAAUGCUACCAUUUUUGUUUUUUUAAAAAAGCAAGAGAAAAUAUCUGCAAGAGUGCCUCCUCCCCUCCCUUGCCAGUCAGGAUGUUAUGAUCUGCAGGAAAGGCUCCUGUUAUUGUGCCAACUGCCUUGGAGGUGCUGUGAGGUGCCCAGGAGAGAACCUCUGUCGUGCUCCUCCUCAGCGGGAGAACUCCCUUCCUGUGGUGCCACAUCUUUACAGCUUCAGGCAGUUACUGAAGACACGCCUCUUUUCCUGGGCCUUGGGCAGUUAAACCAUUGCUGCCAGGGCCUCCCUAUGGCUUUGUUGAUAUGAGUUGUAUUUUGGAGUGGGGCUUUUGGUUUUAUCUAUUUGUAUCUAUUUGUAUUGUAUUUUCUUUUUCUAUGGCUUAUGAAGGACAGGUAACAAAUAUAACUACAGUGGUACCUCGGAUUACAGACACUUCAGGUUAUAUACACUUCAGGUUACAGACUCCGCUAACCCAGAAAUAUUACCUCGGGUUAAGAACUUUGCUUCAGGAUGAGAACAGAAAUUGUGCUCUGGCGGCGCGGCGGCAGCAGGAGGCCCCAUUAGCUAAAGUGGUGCUUCAGGUUAAGAACAGUUUCCGGUUAAGAACUGACCUCUGGAAGUACUUAACCUGAGGUACCACUGUAAUAAUACUAAUAAUAACAACAGCAGCGACAAUAAUAGCAGUAGUAGUAGUGUGUGUGUGUGUGUGUGUGUGAGAGAGAGAGAGAGAGAGAGAGAGAGAGGGAGAGGCUAAAGGUGCAACUGAAAAGGUUGGGCACAGCUGUUUUAGGAUGAGUGGACAUUGCUACCUUUGCUCACAUCCACCCUUUGCUGUUAAAAUUACCAUCACCAUCAUUUUUACUCCACCUUUUUCUCCAGGGAGCUGAAAGUGGUGUACAUGGUUCUCCCCAUCUCAAUUAAUCCUAACAACCCUGCGAGGUAGAUUAGGCUUACGCUUGCAUCUCCUUUUCCUUUCUACCCUUCUCAUAAUUUAGAUUGUAAGUUCCUUGGUGAAAGAACUAGCAACCGGUGUAGAUCUUUGAGCCCGGGUUUUAUAUGCUAGCCAGGCCUCGCUCCGGCCAGCAAUCAGGCUGCAGCAUUCUGCACUAACUGCAGCUUCCGGAUCAAGUGCAAGGGAAGCCUCAGAUAGAGCGCCUUGCAGUAUCCAGUCUUGAAGGAAUGGCCCAACAGUUGAACCAUGCCCUUUCCCAGGAUACUCUAUUUGUCUCCGGGAGACCUUUUUCUAAGUUUUCAUUGAGCUGUUUCUCCUCCCCAUCUUCCACCCUUUAGAGUGUUGUCUGGCCCUCUUUGGAAAAAGUUUGGACGCCACUGUUUUAGAGUGUAAUAAUGAAGAGCCCAUAGUGGAUAAAGUCUGUGGGAGCAGGCCAGGUUUAAAAAGCUGUCCGGGGCUGAAGCUCACUGUAACACCAAGGGAAGGCAGUCUGUGUUUUAUCUACUGCAUUUCACCAGAGUCUGAAGUACAGUAAUCCCAGUCUAGGCUUCAUACACAGUUUUGGAGUUUUGUGGACUAGUGCCUGAGGCAGUUGGAUUUCUGGCGGGCUUUUCUCAUGCCUAAUGUGAAUUAGAGUUUGUUCUGAAUAAAAUGGUUUAGGCAUCCUUUGUGUAAACAAAAGAACACAUCUUACACAUACCUUGCUCACCAUCUUGAGCAAGACACUCAGCUUAACCUUCCCUGCAAGGUUGUUUAAAAGAAUGAAUAAUAUGGAUUCAUUCUAGUGUGAUCCCUGAAAGUGUGAGAAACUACAGGAGACUUGUAAAGGCUCUUGUGGUUGUGUGCCUAAUGUCUGGUGGGGCCUUUGUGGGUCAAAGGAGACUAGCGCCUGUUGGAGAACCAUUCUAGAUGUGGCCUCGGGGCAGUUGCAUUUGUUGUGUCCACAUGUCUGCUCUGUUCCUGUAUAAAUCAAGGGGGUAGGGGGGUUUCUAAUGAAAACAAACAAAAGGGGCAUACAGGUGAUGGGGAUACCAGGAGAAUGGAGCAGAAAUGUGAAUAAGCAAACAUGUCCACAUCUAUCAUGCCUAGAUCCAUCCUGAUUUUCUGGUUGUUGCUCAAAUGACUCUUCGCCCCCCCACCCCCAUUUGUUUCUUUAAUUUCACAGCAUUUAUUUACAUAGAACUUCAGAAUGCCCAGAUUGCUUCAUAUUCAUUUCCUUGUUGCAUCCAUUUCAACUGCUGUGGAAAGUAGGUCGGAAUUAUUAUUUCCAUAAUGCAGAUAGAAGAGGCAGGAUGAGGCAGAAUUGGCUGCCUUAGGACUCACUUCACAGCAGAGGCAUGAUUCAGACCAGGGACUUCACUUUCUUUCUUAGCUACUGUGCAACUUAGCUCUCUAGAAUCUUGAAUUUGACUUAAGUGAGACUGGAAUGACAAUGCCAGAUUAGGCUUGAAGAUUCCUCAGGGUACUGAUGACAGGAUUCAGAAGGUUAAAGGAGCUUUAAGAUGAUCUACACUUUUGUUGAUCUUCUGAUACCUGCAUUAUGGAUUUCUUUUGCCUGCAGGCGGAAUAUGAGGAAUGUAGCUACAUUUUGCUGUGAUGCGGAAAUGAUAUUUUACUGUCAAGUUUUUACGAUUCUGUACAUGUGCCUGGACUAGAGUUUCCCUGACAAGCAAAUUUAAUCUCUAAAAUAAAAUUUCAGGUUGCUUCUUAGUAGAAAUUCUGCAUCAGAUACCAAUCAUGGAUUCAGAACAAUAUGGGGAACCUGCUCAAGAUCCAGGAGUAGUCAUUUGGGCUAAAAACUAUUACAUUAAAAGUAUGGUAAAAAAUAAUAACAUAGACCAGGCUUCCUCAAACUUGGCACUCCAGAUGUUUUUGGCCUACAACUCCCAUGAUCCCUAGCCAGCUGAACCAGUGGUCAGGGAUGAUGGGAAUUGUAGUCUCAAAACAUCUGGAGGGCCGAGUAUGAGGAAGCCUGAGCUAGGAUGUGUAGUGCCUGUUCCUUCUCUUGUGUUUGGGAGCUUCAGUGACCUUUCUCACUGCUUUCAUGUAGGGGCUGGGGAAGGAGCUGGCAGGUGAAGGUGUAUAUGGCUGGAGCGUACCAAAGGAUCAAGACUCUUUUCGGUUCAUUGGAGAGAUGCUUAAGCAUCCCUGUUCAAAAUCCACUGGCCAUUGUGUAGCAACCUUUUUUAUUUUGGGAGAAGCACUGGAAGAAUGUGUGAAGUCUUUUAUGUCCCCUUGUUAUUUUCCCAAGAGGGAUAGGGAGCUUUGUCAUUGGUAGAGAUCUUUCCUUACAUAGCUUUCACACAAGUUUCUAGUCCUGGGCAUCCAUAUGCAGGCUGACGGAGUUUGGAAACAAAUAGUUACAGAAGAUGUUACGGCGCUGGUGAACAGUUGGUUUGGCUUUGCUGCAACCAGAUCAGUAGCAGCUAGUGGUAGGGGCAUGUUUCAACCUGAUCACCUUCAAAAGUUGUUAGAUAAUUUAUUAGAUAAUUUUUCAUAUUCUUUGGUUUGUUUUUGACGUUUGUUUUGUUAUGUUAUUGCUCACGGCUUUGGGCUUCCUUUUGGAAAAGCAGUGAACAAACAUGAAAUGAAAAGCUCUUAGUUCCUCUUUUUUUACAUAAUAGGGAAACUAACCUAAAAAGGAAAGCAUGGGUUGGGAUAAAGCAGAUGGAUGCUGUUCAGAAGAAAUGAGUCAGCCAUGGUAUGCUUUGCCUCGGGCCCUGAGAAACAAAGGCAGGUCCGGAAUAGGAGCAUGUUGAGAACGUGGGUGCAACUGUUUGGAUAGAAAUGAGAAAUAGGAUCAGUCAGGUUUUUUUAAAAAAGCGUUUCCUAACUGACAUAGCAAUCUUAUACAGUAAGCCUGCAACUUACGCAACUUACGUGUGCACUGAGCUUUAUGCAUGUGGCAGAGAAUAAAUAAAUCAAAGGGAGUGGGACAUCCAGGAAUAAUGGCUUUGGCAAUCCUCCCUGCCAUUGAACCCAAUGGGUUUUGACUUGACACAAUUUUGCCUUUAGGCACGAUCCCUGGAAUGUAAACCCUGUGUAAGCGGCAGGCUUUGUGUACUACCAUCGCAACAGGGCCAGAGGUAAACCCCUGUGACGUCACUGGAACGGUCACCAUAUCCAAAGUGUGCCAAGUUCAGGAAAUGGAAAAUAGGAGAGUGGAAAAUUCUUGUCUGAUGAUGUUUUCAUAUAUAAUGGUUACUUUAAAGUUGCAAUGUUUUGGCUUUUGGAGUGGUAGGGUUCAGAGACAAAGGAUAUUGGGGGGGGCUGUAGCGGAGGAUAAAUGUUGGGUGCUUCAAGACUGUUGCCAUUUGGGGGUGGGACGCAAAUCACAUACUGGCAAAUUCAGCUUCUGCAAUCAAAGUUGAUUUGGAGCUCUUGAACAGGCAACCCAAUUCUCCACAAAAUUUGGCUUUUUAAAAUAAGAAAAGUGACACGGAAAUGUACUAGAAAGUACUUGAUGCAACAUCAUAAAUCAUCUAUGCAAACAAACAAAUUAGAGUGAAUAUGCAAUAAGCAGGUUAUCUGGAAGCAACUUUCAUUCAUUUUAAAGGACUUCUUUCCCUCACUUUCUCCUCUAGCUCCCUCUGCUGAUUCUUGUUUACAAUACUUUUCCUUCCUUCAGUUUCAUGCCAUUGCCACGUUUCCAGGCAGCAUAGUCAGGUUUUGCUGGGAGUUUUCUCUUAAGGUAAGAACAUAAACAUAAGAGCAUAAGUAGUGCCUGCUGGAUCAAGGCAAUGGCCCACCUAGUCCAGCAUCCUGUUCUCACAGUGGCCAACUAGAGGAUUGUGGGAAACCAGCAAGCAGCACAUGAGCAAAAGAGCCCUCUCCCUUCCUGGCCUUAUAUCAGAGCCCCUUGCCCCUUGGUGCCAUGGCCAUUUCCAUGACUAGCAAUGCUAGCUGCUGCCCAGCCAUCUCCAGAUGACCCCUCACAUGGCCCGGGGCUCAAAAUGGGAUUCCAAGAUUGUAAGAUGAUGCUUUGGAAUUGCUAGCCUAGCAGGUAUACUAAGCAAAAGCAGUUUAGUUUAUUCAAAGACCUAAUGAGGAGAAUGGAAAUGUCUGCCAGUAGUCAUCAAGUGCUUCCCUUAGGAAAUGAAAAAAAUGGGUCUCGUGGUUUCCUUGGCAUCUGCCAGCAGAGAUCAGAGUGAGCCGGUGCUGUUUUCCAAGGCACUUGAGUUAGGAGCUGUGAGAAACUCUGGGCAUCUUCACACAAAAUGGAAUAUAAGCUGCCUAAAGCACGAAGCAUAUUAGACUCCAUAUUACGUUUUGUAUUUUAUGGGAAUUCAGAGUCCAUAAUUACCUGCUAAUGGGUUCCAGCAGGAUUGGGAUAUGUCUGGGUAAGUUUAAUAUCUAGCUAUUCUCCCCUAUGAACUUAGAUUGGAUGUUUUGGCACAUAUGUUAAUGGGAAUGGAAGGAGGUGGCAUUCAUCCCACACAUGAUGUACUCACUUCCUUCACUCAGACAAAUAGAGAAGGUCGGUAUCCAUUCCUCCACCAUUACCCGACAGUCUUAUCUGCAGAAACACUAGUUUCUGGACCCAAAUGAUACUGAUUAAGUUAGACCCAGUGUGAAGGAAACCCUGUUCCAAAAAUUUCCAAGUAAAGGUUUAUUGGCCCUCUAGCUUAAAUCUACACAGCAAUCUAGCUCAAUAUAUUAUUAUUAUUAUUAUUAUUAUUAUUAUUAUUAUUAUUAUUUCCUUUGUGUUCUAGAUGAAAAGGUAUAAGCCAAAAUGUGAACUCCCCUAAACAGCAUGUGUGUGUCUGUGUAAAAUCCCACCUUUUUCACUUCACUACAGGUUUACAAGUUUUGUGAAAUUUCUCUUGGCACAUAUGUCUGCUUUAGAAGCUCUGUUCCUAAAUCUAUUUAAUUCAUAGGGCAAUUAUCCUUAUUCUCUCUUCCUAUAUCAGCCAGGACUUUUGCUGGCUGCCCUAUGAGCAGAGACUUGCAGGCUGCUAGCACUCUGCUCAGCUGCAGAAAAUUCUGUGCUGAAUUCUCCUCACUGUCCUUAUGUAGCCUCUCUACCAAUCUUCCCCGUAAACCAGUGAGUCAGCUCUUUUGGGCAGGCUAUGCAGUCAUACCUUGGAUCCCAAACACCUUGGUACUUGGACGUUUUGGCUCCUGAAUGCCACAAACCCGGAAGUGAGUGUUCCGGUUUGCGAACGUCCUUUGAAACCCGAAUGUCCGACGGGACCUCCCUAUUUAUUUAUUUUUGACUGGGUACAUAUGUGUGUUUGCCCCUCUUAAUUUUAAAAGUUUUCAAUUUAUUGUGUAAUUAGAAGCAUUGUGGUCUUGUGGUUGAAAUGCGUGUGAUAUAUGAACAAACUUAGAAGCUUUAGAAAACUUAGUUCUGGUUUAUGGUAGUGGAUUUGGAGUUGUAGAUGCUCAGAACUGUUGUUAUGAGGCAUAAUAAUAAUUUCUUUUCUAUAAGCCUUUUCUGCUAGGCUUUUUGAGUGCCUUCAAGCAAGAAAUACCUGGGUUUCCAUUUCAAUGUGUGUUAUAGAUUCAAAUAAAGGAUAUAUCUCAUUGUAUCAAAUAGCAUGUGACUAGUAAUUUGUGAGAAAUUAUAAAGGCUAUUUACAUAAACCUUCCGCUCAGUUUGAUAAUAAUCGUGUCCUUACUUACUUGGGAGUGAGCACCAUUUAGCUGAAGGGGAGUUGCUGCUGAUCCAAGAGGCAUGGGAUCAGGCUGCCUGGGUUGGCUCUGGACAUUGAAAAGAGGACGCAUGCGUGACUUGUGCUUCCUCUUUCCACAGUUCCACAUAAUGUCUAAAGUGGUGCCUCGUGCUUCUUCCCCAAUAGGCCAUCAGGUGAGAUUCAUUUUUUUCUGUUAUUUUAUGGCAUUGUCUAGGAAUGACUUUCAAUCCAUCUAUUACUAAUAUAGCACAAUGCUUUACAUUGUGACAUUUUAAAGUCUCUUUCCUGCCCUGAGCAGUUUCCAAUCUAAAUUUCAGCAAGAAGGGAGGCAGCUGAGGGAGGGGUAGCCAGCAGAGGGAAGAGGGAGGCAAGGAGAUCAAGAGGCUGCGCCUACAACCAUGCACUUACACAUAUUUAGGCUUUAUUUCUUUAUUUUGAACAUUUAUAAACUAGCCAUAAUUUUAAAAAAUGGAUUUGAGGGUAGUAUACAAAGAAUUUUUUUUAAGAUGCCAGAGUUCUGGCUUCUAAACCAUUUUCAAGGACAGCCUCAAGCAUUUUAUUAUUAGUUCAACCUGGAGGUUACCAGAGCAUGAAUAAUGGAGAUCAGCCUAUCUCUAUUUGGGGGAAAAACUGCAGCUGAUCCGACUGCACCUUGAUCCAACUCUGGUCUCAAUGACAUGGGGUUCCGUGGAGUUGGUAAAAGGUACCCCAUGUCAUUGAGACCACUUGUAUCUGAAGUGGCAGAGUUGGAUCAAGGAGCAUCCCUAAGCUGUGUACCUGCUCCAUUCAGAACAGUCAAUACACCAACUAUCUUACUGUGGAACCACAAACUCACAGUGCAUUCAUCUCAUCAGGACUCAGCUUCAGUUUACUAACCCUUUCUCAAUGCAUUCCUGACUCCAGACAGCAGCUUAUAGCUUAGCACUUUCACAGCAAUGCUGAUGAUAAGAAAAAAUAGAGCUGGGUGUUAUAGGAGUGUGUAUUGGUCUCACAUUUUGCUGAGUACUUGUGCAUUUUAUUUUAUUUUUUAAAAAUCUUAUCUGUUUAUGAAUUGCUUUGUUCUUUUUCCACCUUGUUCUUUGUUCUGGGUUCUGAGCCGCUCUCUAUAAAAUGAAGCUCUCUGUUGCUCUUUCACUAUAACAGGGAAUUUUAAAAACAACUAUUACUUUCCACACUUUUGACCAAAGUGGGUUAAAUUUACAGGCCCAGAGGUCUAUAUACCAUUUUCAUUUUCUGCCAGAAUUAUUUUCAGAAUGACAGGCAUUGUGAUUCUCCUGCAAUGUCAGACUUUACCAUUUUGGGGUAGGAACAAACAAUAGGAAUUGCAGGGGGUGGGGAAAAGAGCAGGGAUCCCAUGGAAAGACUGGAAUUGGGAAAAGGUCACACACAUCCAUCAAUGACCUUGCUACCCCAAAGACUAGGUGGUGGCCUCUUCACUGAUUUCGGGAUAUAUUGUGUGAGAGAUCUUUAAAUAUUGACUUGCAUAGGGAAGGGAUGGUGCAAAAAUCCCAAGGAAACAAUGGGAUGGGGGAAAAUGUUACUCUGUUACCCAAGUGUAGUUGGUGGGGUGGACAGGCUUCCGCCCCCCAUGUUUUUUAUGGAGAUACAAGUACCCCUCAGCCAGGACCUUGUUACAGAGUGGGCUUCUGCCCCUCUCCCCACAGAUUCUUGGGGAUACAAAGAGGAGCUCUCUAUUAACACACACAGGACCACAUGACAAAAAGACAUAGGCUUUAAUACUUUCUCCAGAUCACUGUGAUUGGAGUGCAUUGGGAAAUAAUUCCCUAUGAUUAAAAUCUAGACCUGUCUGUCUCCACUACUUUUGUCUCAGCCUCUGGUCAUUCCCCCAAUCAGUUUGGUUUUCUUAGGAAAAAGCAACUUCUGUGUGUGUGUGUGUGUGUGUGUGUGAGAGAGAGAGAGAGAGAGAGAGAGAGAGAGAGAGAGGGUGCGUGUGUGAGAGCAGAAGCCAUAGAAGUACUUGGAAGCGGAGGAACUUGCCAAUAUUCACCCCCCCAAGGUUUCCUUCAUUUUGUAAGGGGGGACAUAGUGGAUUUAAAGACCCAACUAAGCUUCAUACUUGGUUGGUAUGAAAAAUGGACUUGCUUACUGCACAAAUCCACUGGAGAAAAGUAGUUCUGAAAAUCAUUCUUCUAAACACAUUCUUCAAAGUGUAUGUGCAGCUGUCUGCAGGAGUGUUGUCCCAGUCAUCACUUUGGAUGUGACACAGAAGUGUAGAAGGAGGAUGAAUCACACAUGCAUCAUUUUUAGCACUUCCAGAUAAUGUGCAAAGCAGUUUGCAGAAGGGACAUUGUAGAAUAUUCAAACCUUGUUUUUCUUAAUUAUGUACAAGGUAGAAAAUAUAUAAACACUGGGAGAACAUUCCUCUCUCUCUCUCUCUCUGCAUGUCCGUGUGCGCAUGUGUGUGUGUCCAUGGAAGGAGCUGAAGGCAGCUUAUUUCCUUUUCUAUCCUGGUGUUUUUACACAAGUAUCUCCCCUCCCAUUGACACUACAAUUGCCCAUAUUAUGUAAGGAAUACCCAUAUUAUGGGAUGCCAGGGUUCAGUUCUGAUUUGAGCCAUUAAGCUGGGUCUCUCACACUCCGUGUAACCUAUCUCAUGAGGGUAAAGGAGUGAGAAUAUGCAUCCUUGAGCGCUUUGGAGAAAAAAGUGGUAUACUGAUGUAAAGUAACAAGUAAGUAAAUAAUAAACUCAGAUUGAGGUCUUUUGCAGCAGCCUUCAUAUGAAAAAUUUAGUUAGAAACUUCGUAACCAAGGACCAAUAACUCAUUCCUAUCAGUUUAGAUGGAAUGGUGAUUUAGGUUUGAGAGCUCUUCUCUUUCCUUCUUUCUUUCAAUAUGUACAUUUAUAUGUAACUGUAUACAAUGAGUAUUGCUACUAUUACUGAUAAAUGUAAUCUACAUAUAAAAAAGGUAAAGGUAAAGGACCCCUGACAAUAUACUAAUAUCCAAUUUAUAUGUAUGUACAGUGGUACCUCAGUUUAAGAACAGUCCUGUUUACAAACGAUUCAGUUUACGAACUCCUUAAAACCAGAAGUAGUGUCCUGGUUUGCGAACUUUACCUCGGUGUAAGAAUGGAAUCUGAAUGGUGGAAGGGCACCGGCGGAGGGAGGCCUCAUUAGGGAAAGCGCACCUCAGUUCAAGAACGGUUUCGGUUUAAGAAUGGAAUUCCGGAACAGAUUAAGUUCGUAAACUGAGGUACCACUGUACAGGAGUAAUGAAGUGACUGGCUAAUGUGCAUAACAACCAUCCAUUGUGCAUUUUUUUGUGCCUCAUGGAGAAUGUACACAUAAUCUGUCCAUGAAGAGGGAAUUGUGCAGCCUUCCCGGUCAAUAUACAUAACUCUCCAACAAGCCUUGGGGAAAAUGCAUAUCUGUACAUCAUUUUACACAUUCACGAUACAUAAUCUCCAACAGGACAGGGGAAAUCUGCUUAUCUCAACAGGAUUGUGUGCAUUCUCCAGGCAUUAUUAGGAUCUUUAGGUUAGCUGGAACAGGAAACUUGAAUGGCAACUCAUUGUUGCAACAUAUUUAACUGAGAUGACUCUAUAUAUGGGAACUGGGACUGGAAUCCUAUACAUACCCUACCUGGGGUACUGUGCCAGUUCUGGGCACCACAAUUUAAGAAGGAUAUUGACAAGCAGGAAUGUGUGCAGAUGAGACCAAGAUGACCAAGGGUCUGAAAACCAAGCCUUGUGAGGGAUGUUUGAGGGAGCUGGGGAUGUUUAGCCUAGAGAAGAGGAGACUGAGAGAAGAUAGGACAGCCAUCUUCAGAUAGCUAAAGGGCUGUCACAUGGAAGAUGGAACAAGCUUGUUUUCUCCUGGUUCAGAGGCUAGGACCUGAACCAAUGGAUUCAAGGUACAAGAAAAGAGAUUCUGAAUAAACAGCAGGAAUAACUUUCUGACAGAGCUUUUAGACAGUAGAACAGACUCCCUCAGGAAGUGGUGGAUUCUCCUUCCGUGGAGGUUUUCAAGCAGAGGUUGCAUGGGCAUCUGUCAUGUAUGUUCUAGUUGAGAUUCCUGCAUUUCAGGGGGGUUCAGGGUCACUUCCAAUUCUACAAUUCUAUGAUUCUGUUGAUUCUGUGAUUCUGUACCUUAGAGAAAGUCUACUGAACUCGGUGUUACUUACUUCUAAGUAGACAUAGGAUUGCACAGUAAAUGGACUGUCUAGGAAACAGGUCAAAACGGUGGGAAGUUUACUGAAAUGUCAGGUUAGUUUGCUGUAGACCAGCUCAAAAAUAUUUGUUCAUUUGACAGCUUUACCAUCUGUCACAUAGUUACUUUCAAAGAAAUAAUUAAUGUUGGGGGUUUUUUGGUGGGAGGAGGACUUUUUAGUCAUUGGUGGUUUGGUACUUUUGCCACUUACAAAAACAAUUAGGUAACUUAUUUUGAAAGUAUGAACUCAACUUUCAAAUUGUAAUAAAUUUACAUGUAAAUUAUUCCCUGAACAAGCUUUUAACCUGGAAUAUUAGGGUCAACCAAGAAUUGCACACUUUUUAAAAAGGGGGAUGACAUUCAAUGCGCUGCCCAUCCACGACUCCCAAGCCCACCCCGAGCCGUUGGCAUUCCUCCCUUACCCCUUCAUUUUGACAGCUUGGGGAAGGCUUGGGAGUCGUGGGAGGGCAGUGUGCCAAAUGACUUCCGUGGGUGGCUCGCUUCGCCCCCAGCUAUAGAGCACGUUCACCGCUCCGGGCACCCAAGCGCCAUGCCCCCCUCAGGAGCACGUCCACCCUGGGCAGCACCCGCCCUGGGCAGUGUGGCAUAUGCUCCGCCGCUGUCUAUUGCCCCUGUGAAUCCAGCCUCCCAAGGUGGUCGCCUCACCUUGCCUCAUGGGUUGGUCAGUUGAAAUUCAAUGUUGCUCUGUUACAGAUGUUCUGUCUGCACAAGCAUUUCCGUUUGCCAGGUGGAACAAUUCCCCUUGGUUGCUGUUCUGCAGGUUCUCCCAAUGUCCCCAGGCUGGGGGGGGGCAUGCAGGGGGGAAGCCCUGUUGCGCAGAGCCUUGUGCAGGACUUCUGCUGAUGGGGCUCCUUGGGUGAAUCCUGCCCAAUGGGUCUACUCUGAGCAGCAAGGUGGAUACAACUCUGGUUUGGUUUUAGUUUCAGAAGAAGGCAACAAUUAAGAGGAAGGCAACACCAUAGUCAUUUAUAGCACUAUUCACAUUUAAUGAAUUGUGUAGGGUUAAAGGAAAAGUUAUCAUCAUUUUUGACUAGGGCACCCAGUGAAAUUUACUGGCAGAUGAGAGGAAGCACAUCUUCACACAGUGCCUAAUUAAUUUACAACACUCACUCCACAAGCUCGGGUGGUUGUUUCUAGGCUUAUCAGUGGUUCUAAGUGAGGAUAGCUGAGGAGAGACCUCAACUCUCUCUGCAUAUCAAAAUGAAUGUGUAUAGAUACAUGGAAGCAGCUUCUUUUGUUGUUCAUUAUGAAAGCAAAUGCAAAUCACCUGAUCAUGCCUCUUCCUUGGACCGCAUACCCUUUUUUGUCCUGAAAAAGAAAGUGCAUCUUCUUGAGAACUCUGCAUUCUUUCUGCUGGGCUGCUAUCCCUUGGGUAUUGUACAUUAUUUUUUGAGCUUUGCGGACGUGCUCAGGGCUGUUGCUAAAAUAUCUGUGUUUGUAUUGAUUAUUUGGUAGGCUUCUGAAUCUGCGCUGCUCAAACAGGAACUUACAUAAGAUUUCGUACUCCCCAGGAUAGUUGUUUUCAGACAGACUGAGCUGGCUUUUGCCUGCACUGAGCUUUUGGUUUUCACAGAUUCUUCUUCAGGACAUUGAACAAACCAAAAAAUAAAUAAAAACAAUAAUACCUAAAACAUAUAUUUUUUAAAAAAGCAUGGUGGUGGACCCUGCCUGAAGUUUGCUGCUGCUGAUAAAUAUAAGAUGAUUUCCAUCCUUGAUACAGUUCAAUGUGUUGUAGCAAAAAUAUGUUUAAUUUAAUUCCUAUAUUUAUAUAUGUUUUUAUACUAAAACAGUCCCUAAGUCGUUUAUAAAAUUAACAAAGAUUAUAAAGCAUUCAGAAAAAUGCAUACAUUAGUGAAAAUAACAAAAAUGUAUUAGGGAGAAUUGCUUGGAAAGCUUGCAUGUUUGGCAAGAAUGGAUAAAAUGUGUGUAUUAAGGAGAAAUUCACACUGAAAUGCUGAUGAGAACUUUUAAAGAUAAAUAAAUUGAAAAUUGAUGUGGAAUUGUGGAGAACUGAAUUUAAGAUUGGAAGAAUGAUUAACAGAGAAACCAAAAUUGUCAGAUUCAUCCAUCCCUACCACUGAGAGAUACACAAUACACAGAAAUUAUGUCUUACAUCUACACAAAUCAUACUGUGCCUACCCUUCUCUAAUAUCACUAAUUCCAUACCCCCCUGUACCUCAUACACAUCCGUAAACUCUCCAUCUAUUUAAUCACUCCAAUAUUCAUUCUCUCUCCAAUAUCUUGUGCUCUGUCACCAAACCACUAUCUAUCACCAACCAGUUCUUCCACUCCACUCUAAAAUAUGCUGCAAAACACCAGGAGACAGUGGAGCAAUUCACUUACAGAACCAUAUAAAGUAUCAAAACAAAUUUCUCCCCGUCCAUCACACAGAUGUACUAUAUGCACCCUGGUGCUCCUUCCUCUCCUCCAGGAGAGCCCUCAGGCAUCUCAAUAGUUUAGCAAACAGCUAAACUAUGGGAUAAAUGGUGGCCACAGACUUGGGGGGCUUUAAAAGAGAAGUGGACAAAUUCUUGGAGGAAUUUGCCUCUGAAUGUCAGUUGCUGGGAAGCACAUGAGGGAUGAGAACCGUUGUGCUCCAGUCCUGCUUUCAAGUUCCCCAUGGAGGCCUCUGCUUGGCUCCUGUGAGAACAGGAUGUGGACUAGAUGGGCCUGAUCCAGCAGCCUCUUCUUAUGCUCUUAUCCUUUUUAAAAACCCAUUCUCAAGAUAUCCUCCCAGGAGUUCUGCAGUCUAAGGUAUAUUGACAUUUCUACCAUUUUUAUCUACGGUACAUUUUGGAACUUUUUACUACUUCCAGUAUGUAUUUUUAUCUUUUUGAAAUUAUUUUGUAGUGAUUUUUAACUAUCUUAGGGAGGGCGAGACAAGCAAGGCACAAUGCGAAUUCUAAGAAUCUGACACUGUGAUUGCCACUCCGAAAAUAUUUUGGUGUACGGUGGCCUGUAAGUCUGGUAAUAUCUUGAAGCUUAAAUACUGAAUUUGGCAAGACAUAGGGGAGAGAGGGAUGCGGGUGGCGCUGUGGGUAAAACCUCAGCGCCUAGGACUUGCUGAUCAUAUGGUCGGUGGUUCGAAUCCCCGUGACAGGGUGAGCUCCCGUCGUUCGGUCCCAGCUCCUGCCCACCUAGCAGUUCGAAAGCACUCGUAAGUGCAAGUAGAUAAAUAGGUACCGCUUUAUAGCGGGAAGGUAAACGGCGUUUCCGUGUGCUGCGCUGGUGCUGGCUCACCAGCUGCAGCUUCGUCACGCUGGCCACGUGACCCGGAAGUGUCUGCGGACAGCGCCAGCUCACGGCCUCUAGAGCGAGAUGAGCACGCAACCCUAGAGUCGGACACGACUGGCCCCUUACGGGCAGGGGUACCUUUAGGGGAGAGAGAAUGCAUGAACAAAAUUUCCCUCAUUUGGUCUCACUGUUGCUGCUCCUUCUAAAAAAAAAAAGCAGGCUAAGCAAUAUGUUUUGUAAGAAUAUAUCUUAGGCAAUGCAGAAUAAAUAAAAGGAAGGUCAUGCUAAGAUAACUGACAUCAAUAGCAUGAUUAUUGACUUUUGACAUGCUCUUUGGCAUUAAGACAAAUGAGGUCUCCAUAAUUUCAAAAGAAAUUUUAUUAGUGAAGUUUUAUUAGCGAAGAGUAAUUAUCAGGAAGCUUGCUAUAAGCCUCCUUUCAUUAUGUGGCAGUGGCAGGUUGGUUGAGGAACAUUUGAAUUUGUGCAUCCUUUCCUGGUGCAUAGUUAGCUAAAUUGCUACAAAAGCAUCCAGUAAAGGUCAUAGGCACAGCCGCCGCCACUGAUACCUGAUGGUCUGGACUGUUUAUCUGGUGAUGUUGUAAAGAGGCAUCUAAUUACCUAAUUGCUGGAUUUCUGCACUCUUGCGACCCAGAGCCCUCCUUGUUUAUCCUCUUUCGCAGGCAGACUUUCCUUUUGGGGUCCUUUCUGCUAUUGUUCAGUAUGGAACACUGUCAUUUGGAAAAGCCGAAUGACCUUCUCAAUUCCCAGUUACUUUCUCUACGGAGAUGUGCUUUAGCAUUUUCCCACUUGGCAGCAGCAAAGCUACUAUAUGGUACGUUCCCAGAAUGAAUAGGCAGGCACAUGAGCAUCAAAAAACCCCCUGCAGUGAUUGUAGCUGAACUGAGAGGAAGAGAGUCCUCCUCCCCAUCUCUCCCCUUCCUGUAGCCAAAUGCUGCCAUUCAGAUCUGCACAGGCUGUGCAGUCAACAGCAUGUCUGCCAACAGCAGCAGAGGUAAGAGGGAGAACGCAGCGCAGGAGAUUGUGGCAGCAGCAACGCCAGAAUGAGGGCAGGAAUCCUUCUCGGAGAAAGCCCUGCCUGAGUUGAUGCUGCUUCCCAGUUGGAUGUGAUGUGCAUUUGUGUCUUUUGCGCAUUUGGGGAGGAAUGAGUGCUGUCAUCCAUGCUUAAGGAGAGUGGGGAGGUACCGGAAUGAAAAUGUGCAGCAGGAGUCAGGGAUGGGAAGUGCUGUAGAGCCUGAAACUCAAGCAUCUUUUUAUGCCAAAUGCAAAAAGUAUGAAAUUCAGCUGUACGUCUGUGCUUUGACAUUUGGGGUGGGGAGACCCUCCCACUGUUAAUGAUGACUUGUAGUUCGAUAAAGGAUCAGCUGCUCAUGAAAUGAAGCCUUUAAUAAAUCCAAAGACUUAGUGGUCAAGAGCAAGACUUCUCUUGUUGGUUUCUAACACCAUAUGUGGCUGGAGAGAUCCAGUGGCGAUCUUAAUAGGGCUGCUUUUUCUCUCUCUUUGCAGCUGUCCGUCCAAAGCUCAAGAAAUUGAAGAGCUUGAAUGUGGAAGUGGGAGCAAAAGUUUCUAUGAAAUGUGAGGCAAGUGCUGGAAAUCCCCAGCCAUCCUACAAAUGGUUCAAAGAUGGCAGAGAACUGAAGAAGAGCAAAGAUAUCCGCAUAAAAUAUGGGAAUGGAAAGUAAGUACAUAACUGCUUCUUUUCACCCUAAAAAAUGAAAAAGAUUUAAUGUGUUGUUCAUAUAAAUGUCAUCUUACACCUCCAUUAUUUAGAAAAAAAACCUGGGUUAGCUAGAUGAUUUCUAAAUAGUAGUGAUCAGGCUGAAGUCUGUUACUUUGUUGAAAGAAAUGCAUUCAUAACAUGCUCAGACAUGCUUGUUCUUAUUAAUGUCAGUGUUUUAGGGCUCAGAUUCAGCAUUUGUAGCAUUCUAGAGCUCAGAGAAAGAAGUUUAUCCAAGCUGAACCUGUUGCUACGUAUUGAGAAAUACCAGUCUUCCUAUAGUUUGCUACAUUAUGGAAGUUCUAGAGCAAGAAAGGUCAACUAAGGAAAUAUUUUUAAUCACAUCCCUUAGAAGUGGUGAUUAAGCUGCAAGGAAGAUGGCAUAAAUUGUUCAUUAGAACAAAACUGAACUGUAAGUCUGACAUUUGCUCCUGGUGUUUAACAAUAGCCUUCUCAAAGCAUGGUAAAGCCAUCUGAUAUUGGCAAAACUUUGUGUGGUGUGUCAGUUUGGGGACAAAAAUAGGGAAGAGGAGCCAGCUCCAUACAUACAAAUACAUCUUCCUUGAUAUUGUUUUUGAUGUGUCUGGCCCUUGACUAAUUAUAGAAUCAGAACAGUAGAGUUUGAAGGGACCCUGAUGGUCACUGGGUUCAACUCCCUGCAAAGCAGGAAUCUCAACGAAAGCAUCCAUGGCAGAUGACCAUCCAACCUCUGCUUAAAAACCUCCAGGAAGGAGAGUCAACUGCCUCCCAAGGGAGACCAUUCCACUGUUGAGCAGUUCUUAAUGUCAGAAAGUUUUUUCUAUAAAAGAAGAAAAAAGGGGGGGGGAUUUUCCCAGAUGUUUAGUCAGAAUCUCCUUUCUUGUAACUUGAAGCCAUUGGUUCGAGUCCUGUCCUCCAGAGCAGGAGAAAACAAGCUUGCUCCAUCUUCCAUGUGAAAUAUUUUAAGAUGGCUAUCAUGUCUCCUCUCAGUCUCCUCUUUUCCAGACCCUUGAUCAUCUUGGUUGCCCUCCUCUGCAUACAUUGGAGCUUGUCAAUAUUCUUCUUAAAUUGUGGUGCCCAGAACUGAACACAGUACUCCAGGUGUGGCCUGACCAUGGGCGUAGCCAGGAUUUUUGUUGGGGGAGAGGCCUUUUGUUCAGGGGUGGGGCAGAACCUCAGUUUGCUAUGUAUUCUUAUUGAUUGGGGGGCAGCCGUCCCUCCCUGCCCCCCUUUGGCUACGCCCAUGGGUCUGACCAAGGCAGAAUAGAGUAGUACUGUUACAUCCCUUGAUCUGGACACUAUACUUCUGUUGAUGUAGCCUAGAAUAGCAUUAACUUUUUUUGCUGCUGCAUCACACUGUUGACUCAUGUUAACCUUGUGGUCCACCAAGACUCCUAGACGUUUUUCACAUGUACUGCUAGUAAGCCAGGUGUUCCCCAUCUUAUAAUGUGCAUCUGGUUCUUCCUGCCUAAGUGCAGAACCUUACAUUUGUCCCUAUUGAAAUUCAUUUUGUUAGCUUGCACCCAAUUUUCCAUCCUGUUAAAGUCAUUUUGAAUCUCAAUUCAGUCUUGGUGCUCUUUAUACCUAUAUUCCCCACAAACAUGGGCCACAUGUCAUCAGGAAUAUUAUUUCCUGACAAUAUCACAGUAUAUCUAGUCAUCACUCUGUUACUUGAUACACAUUCACAGUUACUUCUGCUUUUAGGAGCACAUGCUGUGGGCACUUGCAUGAUGACUCCACAGUAAGCUAACAUUUUCAUGGCUGACUUAGAUCAUAGCUGUCAACUUACAGAUUUGAAAAUAAGGGACCAGCAGCCUUGAAAAUAAGGGAUCAGCAGCCAAAAUAAGGGACCUGCAGCCUCACCUGUUCCAGGCACUCCAGUCUUCCUGUCCUCCUGCAGUCUGGUCAAACUCAUGCUGGUAGCUUCGAGAACACUGUCCAACCAACUUUGUAACCAGAGGUUCAACUGAAUAGAAUCUGAAUCACAUGCACCACAAGGCCUAUGCAGCCUCAACUUAAGAUGGCUCCCCGGCCUGGCUUUGCACUGCAAAGUUUGCAGCAGCAUGUGCAACAAAAUGGCGUCCAGCAUUCAAAACCCCCCUCAGUUUGCAUUAACUAGCCACACACACACAGCCUCCCCCCCUCGCCAUGAGAUCGCCAGUCACCCACCAUUUUAGUCAACCAGCUCAUUUCUUUCCCCCCAUAAGAUAAUCCAAGGAGCCUCCAAAAGCCCCCCUCCCACGAGAUCUGCUUUCCUUUCCCCCCACCAUGUGCCCCUUUUCGCCGGCAAGGGUGAGUGGGCCGUCGAUGACAUAUCCAUCCGAUUCCGAUCCGAGUACUCAGCACAGGUAUGUUCAACUUCUGAGCCCCUCUGAGCCAAAGGCAGAAAGCCCAGCCAGCAGCCAAACGAAGCCUCAAGGAAAACCACCGUCACCUCUCCACUGGGAAGCGCUGAGCAAAGGCGAGUCCCCAGGGAACACAGCCGAUUUGAUCAGCACAAGGCAUGCAAGCUCCACCCCCCAGUCGUUCUUAGACUUCUUAUUGGGUGAGCAACACAGCCAAGCAACACAGUUGGAGCCUCCCUUCUCCCUGGCCGGCAGGGAGGGAGGGAGAGGAGCUGCUUCCUUUGAAAUUUAAGGGACAUCAUUUAAGGGACAUUCAUCAAUAAGGGACAGCAGCGGGACAUGGCGCUGGAAUAAGGGACUGUGCCUUCAAAUAAGGGACGCUUGACAGCUAUGCGUAGAACAAUGGGUUCUCAACUCCUGUCCUCAAAAAGCUUCUGCUUGAGUUACACUGACAAUAUCUUUAAUACAUGGACCCAUGAAUGGGAAGCACUUGAGAAGUUCCAUCAGGAGUUCAGCUACUUUUAGCCUGACUGAGCCUAAAAUACUGCGCACUGCCUUUUGGGCAGUGCUGUUCAAUGGAUAUGUGUGCACCACCUUAUGUCUGAAACCUAUUGCCCACUAGACAUAUAUUUCUUUCUUCUGGCUUCUACCCAAAGCAUACCACAAAAUCCUUAGUCUACAGCCAAGCCCUAAAAUACAGUCAAAUCUGUUAUGACUUGUCAAAGGGAGACUCACAACCUAUGGAUUUACACCAGGCAUUUCUUAGACCCAGCAAAUGAAGUGCGGAAGCAGGAUUGAUGGCCCAGCAAUGACCUACUACUGGAAAGAAGAGAAAGUUACAAAACACCACUUUCACCUAUAGCUCCCAGCUGAAGUAUCAUUAGUGACCUACAGCCUGUUCUAGAAAGUGGUGCUUCGUUCUCACAGACUUUCAGUGACAGGCCUGAUCUUUCCUACAGCCACCUCCCACAACCUCCAGCAACAACAGGCUUCAUAAUGGAGACACGAAAGGUCCUCCUGCAGGAAAACCAGAGACCAUCAUUUCCACCCAAGCACACUAUUACAAGACCUAAUCAUGUCAGCCUCGAGAUUCAUUCAUCUGCUCAUCUUCACCUGUCUUUCUGCAUUCUGCAUAGGACAAACUCGUUAAGCAUAAAAUAAUAAAUAAACACAGAUUUCACAUAAAAAGCGGCAAUACUCAGAAACAAAAAAGGAAAACAUUUCAACCUAUCAGGACACUCUGGAACUGGCCUUAAGGCUGUGAUUCUUGAACAAAGGAACUUCAAAGGAAAGCUAGAGUAUUAAAGCUUAUCAAGAAAUUCAGUUCUAUUAUCUGUGUCCUUAAUAGGGAUCACACCACAGGGGCUAAUUAGCUGACCAAGGCUACUCCAAAGAUACUUUUGCUAAUAUCACACUGUGAAUGGUCAUUGUCAUUAUUUUUACAUUUACACUUUUGCAUUUCGUUUCACUUUGAUCUCAUGGCUAACUCUCUCUCUCUCUCUCUCUCUCUCUCUCUCUCUCUCCCCACCCAGCAUUCCAUACAUCCAAUAAAGUAGCACUGUAAAAGCUUAUACCACAAUAAAUUUGUCAGGCUUUAAGGUGUCACAAGUCUCUUUGUUGUUUAUAAUAUAUUCUGGAUUGUAGAUUUCAUCCUGCACUUGAUAUCUGCAUUUAUUCAGUUGAAGAAAACAAGAUAGGUAAUUGGAUGUGACCCUGAAAUUAUCAAUAAUAAUUCUACGUCCAAUACCUUAAUUAAUUCAGACAGUUAAUAUGGUUAGCUAUUGUCUUGGAAUUUGUUCCAAAUCGUUGCAGAUAAAACAUUUUCAGGGAAACCAAACUGCUUGUUUACAAAGCUAUUGUACUACCAACUUAACUGUGUGCUUGUGAAACAUGGAUCACUUAUAAACUCCAUCUCCAACUCCUCGAAAGAUUCCAUCAACAGUGUCUCUGAAAAUUUUUGCAUAUACUUGGGAAGACAGGCAAACUAAUGUCAGUAUCGUCUUCCAAAGCAACUACUUUAUUCCCAACUUAAGAAUGGAAAGCGUAAUGCCAGUGGACAACAAAAGAAGUUUAAAGAUGCUCUCAAGGCAAAUCUAAAAAGAAGUACUAUAAACACCGACAACUGGGAAACACUGGCCUAUGAGCACUCCAGUUGGAGAAUAGCCUCUACCAAAGGCAUCAUGGACUUUGAAGAAGAAAGGAACUCAGGAGGAAAGGGAGAAAUGAGCUAAGAGGAAGGCACGUUUGGCAAACCCUCCCUGUGAUCAACUCCCGCCUGGAAACUUAUGUCCCCACUGUGGAAGGACGUGUGGAUCCAGAAUUGGGCUCCAUAGUCACUUACGGACACACCGUUAAGACGGUGUUCAUGGAAGACAAUCUUAUUUGGCUACAAAUGAUCGCCUUCUUGGCUACAAGAAGAAGAUGUGGGCUGUCAGACAUUCGUACAAAGUAUCUUGAAGUUUCUUGGGCUUUAUGAAAUCUGGCUUUUGCUUAACACACUGUUCCACCUUCCCACUCAAAGUGAAAUUGGGACUGGAAAUAUGAAGCAGCCCCACACAUGCUCUGCUAAUUGGAUUACCAAUGCCAAUAUGUUUGUGAUAUCAGCUGCUCUCCUGCUUUCUUUCCUUACACAUACCCCCAUCAUGAAAAACGGCAGCCUGUGCUUUGGUUGCUGUCUCACAGUGUUGUCCUUCCAUAAUGUCUCACCAUACCUUGAAUAUCACAUGCUGGGAUCAAGCAACAGGAGUUGUCUGCCACCAUCAUGUCCUGACUGUGUGGCUUCCAAAGGCAUUCUGCAAACAGAAUGUUGAAUUGGGUGGAUAUUUCUAGUCUAGCAGAGUCUUUAAAAACAACACAGUUUUUGUCAACCAUAAUUAUGUACUAACUAGAAUAGUGGCAGUCAUGAAAUUUUGACCGUUGCCUAUUACAAAUGCUUGCCUGAAGUUCCGUUAACUGAAAACUUAAAAUAGUGGUUUUUAAGGCCAGUAUUAGUGACAUUUUAAGGCCAGUUUGUGGCGAAUGCCACAUGUUAUUUAAGACCCGUGUGCUUUCAGCCUUCUCUGUUUCCCAUUCCUCAAGCCAAAUGAGUUUAACAUCCCCUCCAGUAAUGAUGUGCCGUAAUGGAACUGAGUACAAUGUUCUUCAGAAAGUAGCAAUUACCUGUUUGUCAAAUCUUCUCCUUUCCCAUCAAUUUACCACUUGCACAGCUUCCUGGCGCCACUGGGCAGGGGAGUUGUCCUUUUCAAUGAAUGUUUGCCGGAGUAGAGGGGAAAACUCCUUACUUGUGAGCUGCAUGUUCUGUCACUAAUUAGCAGCAGGCAGAGGCAAGCCUGUCUUGCUCAGAACAGAAGGAGAUUUGGGGAGGAAGAUAUUUCCUUCUGCUCAGUUUAGCAGGAAUUAUUAUGUUGUUACAUUAUUGCUCAAAUCUUUUGCCAUCUUAUUCACAUUGUAAUUAGCAGAAUACAAUGUGAAUAAGGUAGCAAAAGAGUUGAGCAAUAAUGCAAUAACUUAAUAACUCCUCUGUCCUUGAGUACCAGCAUAGUUUUAAUGAUUAGUACAGCAAGAAAGGAAUACUUACUAUAGCAAAUUUGAGUUAUAUACAUUCACUGUAUGCCCUCCCUAGAAACCUCAAGCCAGUUGAACCAGGACUCCCUCUUAACCAGACUAAUUAUUAGAGAUUUGUUCUGUACACAGUUAACAAAUCUGAUUGUUUUCAUUUUAACUGUCAUUUUUUCAGAGGUGAAUUUUUCCUCCAUAUUUAGUUCAUUCCUUUUUGUUUUUGCAUUGACUCCAAUGGGAUACCCAGCCAGUCUCCUUGGGUGUUUUCCACCCAAAUUGCAAUUGUAGAACUGCAGCUAAUCAAAGAAGGGGCAUUGAGUUUGGAUGGAUGCAUUGUCUCAGAGCAUGACAAAUCUCUUCAUGGUUGUGUUCCAGAUUAUUCCAAUUUCCCUUCCUACCUAGCUGACCCCACUACCUAGCUGACCCCCACUUUGGUCAGUCUCUUUCUCUCAUACCCCCAACCCUUAUCCCAUUCAUUUCCUCCUCAUGUUCUUUUGGUUGUUUGCUGUUGACUGGCAAUGGUUUUCCGUUCCUUAUGGCACUAGCAUUAAAGAGGUGGUAAAAUCUGCUAACUUUCCCUGUUGCCCUGUUGAGUCACAGUGACAUUUGGACCAUUGGGAUGAGGGACACAGUGACCGUUCCCUUCCUUCUGUUAUAUAAAAUUCACCGGGUGUUAAAAGUCAGACAAAAAACAACAACAAAACCAGAACAGAAGUCAUAUUUAUUUUAUGCACAAAUGAAACAGAAACCUUCUGAAAUCAUAGGCAAAUUGCUGUAAAGCAUUAUUAGGGAUAGAAAUGUCAAGCAUGUAGAACAGCAGGACUUGUGAAAAAUCAGCAUGGUUUCUGCAAAGAGGAGUCUUGACUCACCAAUGUUUUUGAAUGCUUGGAGUGAACACAAUUUGACAGACAUUAUAUACUUAACUAUAUACAUGUUUCGACCAUUUAUUUCCUUUUAAAAGUUCUGGUGAAUUGUUGGGAUAGCUCUUAUUUUUGUUUUAAACUGAUCAUAUUCGUAAUAGAGGGAAAUAAGCAGUGGAGUUUACCAAGGGUCUUUCUGGGAACUGGUUCUGUAUAGCAGGUUCAGUUUACAUCAGGACCUGUGGUACCAGACCUGCAGUCAGUCAGUUGGAAGACCAGAAGUCAGAGAUGAGUUUGUAGCUCAGGUAGAGCCAAAGUCAAGGACCAGAAAGUUGAGGGCCAACCAGAGAGGCCAGAGGCAACAAUAUACUCAGGUCAGCUAAGAGUCAAGGUCCAGAGCAGUGAACAGAAAUUCCUGCCCUCUAGAAGCUGCUGUUGUGAAGUUUUCCAAAUUUGGUCCUACAUUCACAAGUUUGUAAAUGCAUCAAAUCCCAGAGCCCUAGUCAAGCAUUAGGUUUACUUGCUUGCAGAUGCUGGCUCCACUUCUGACCUUUGUGCACUCAGCAUUCUCAAGUGGGAUUUUGUGUUUAGUUGCAUGCUUAAAACCCCCUUCAAACCUGCAUGCUGAGUGCAUGAAGGCUGGCAGUACAGCCAUCAACACUGGGGAUGAUGGCAGGUGGGAGCGGUAUAUAUGACCCAUUCUUGGAAUGCAAAUAGACCUUAAGGACAUCACCAACAGGUAUGUUAUGUAGAAUUCUGAUUCCAGAAUUUGAAAGUGCCCUGAUGUCGCUGGUCACAGCUUAAUGCCUUUCUCCUCUCUGUGUCUCACUCCUAUUUGUUUGUUUGUUUACUUUGCAGAAAAAAUUCCAGAUUGCAAUUCAAUAAAGUGAAAGUAGAAGAUGCAGGUGAAUACACUUGUGAAGCUGAGAAUGUGCUGGGCAGAGACACCGUCCGGGGCAGUCUGAAUGUGAAAAGUGGUAAGUUACAGAGUUGAGCCAAAACGAUCUAUUUAGUUUAAGUUUUGCUGUUGCUAUUGUUGAAGGGGAAACAUUUGAAAUUCCUCGUGGUAUUUUAUUCCGUGAAGCUCAUGAGACCUGGGAACAAGAGAGAAGUACUCUCUCUGAACAUCUCUGAGCCUGACCAGAUUUGUGAAGCUUCACAGCCUAACUGAGCUAACUAGACCUGGAUAUAGUCACACACAGUGGCCUGGACUUGGAUAAAAACCAAUAAACACUUUUGAUCUCCAUUUGAUUUUUAUUAGCUUUUUGAUGCAGCUAUUGACUUGAAAAUCCAAACUGAAAAAAGUUCUGCCCAGCCCUAGUUUCUUUGCACCUGCUUGGUGGUUGUUGCCUUUAAUUCCUUCUUCAUAUAGAGGGGGACAUAAGAAGAUCCUGGCUGCUGGAUCAGGCCUAUGGUCCAACUGCUUGAGCCUCCUGCUCUCACCGUGGCCAACCAGAUGCCCAUGAGGGGGGGGCCACCAGCAGAGCCUGGGUGCAACUGGACUUGCCUCACUUGUGAUUCCCAGCCGCUGGCAUUCAGAGACAUGCUGCCUUUGACAGUGGAGGUAGAACACAGCCCUUGAGGCAGUAGCCAUGGAUAACCUGAUCUGCCAUGAAUUUGUCCAGUCCUCUUCAAAGUCAUCCAAGUUGGUGACCACCAUUACCUAUUCUGAGAAUGAAUUGUGCAGUCUAAAUGUGCUCUGCAUGAAGAAGUGCUUUCCUCAUAGGGAAGUUCCCCCAUCCCCUUCAUAUUUUUGGUUGCAUUUUAUGAAUCUUUUGGGGGUGAGCUGACCAGAACUGUACACAGCAUUCCAAACGUGGUUGCAUCAAAGAUUUGAAUAACAGCAUAAUGAUGUUGCCAGUUUUAUUUUUUAGUCAUUGAUUUCUAGUAUGGAAUUCACCUUUUUCUCAACUGCCACACACUGGGUUAAAGUCUUCACUACGACCCCCAAUGUCUUGUUCCUGGUCAGCCACGGCCAGUGCAGACCCCAUGAGCAAAUAUGUGAAAUUAAGGGGUUUCUCCCCUCCUUAAUGUGCAUCACUUUACACUUGCUUAUAUUGCAAGCUUAUAUUGAAUUGCAUUUAACAUUUUAUUGUCCAUUCAAAAUAACUUUUUGCUUCAACCUCCCUGAAGAAUUUGGUAUCAUCAGUAAACUUAGCCACCCUAAACUUAGCUUAUCGCUGUCUCUAGAUCACUUAUGAGCAAGCUAAAAAAAACCAGGUUCCAGUAUCAACUGUGGGAGGUCUCUACGCCCUUCCAUUGGGAGAACUGUCCUCUUAUUCCUCUUAUUCUGUGCAUCACAUUUCUUAGCCAGUUACUGAUCUACAAGAGGACCUCUCCUCUUACUCCACUGUCACAAAGAUUGGGUGCCACCCCCACUCUCUGCUGAGUGGUAGCAAGAUUCUGGGGGGUUCCAGGUGCUCACCCAGAGUUUGUGCUCUUUUGGAGAGUUGAAGAUGCUGUGGGGACUGUCACAGCUUUAAGCAAUAUGUUUUUUUCACCUAUUUACACCUUCUGUCUGCAUGGAGGAAGUCCAGAUCUUACAGCAUGGUCUUCUCAAACAGGGCUUGCUCCCCCCUAGCAGUGCAACCCUGGAGUCAAAGUAAUCUCUCCCAGCCAGCCUUCAGCCAGCUUGCCCAAGAUGGAUCUCUUCCUUUGUUCUCUCCUUCUUCUUCCCAGAACACCUUGCUAAAGACUCUCUUUUCCUGUCAUCUCUCACAUACCCCAUCACCUUAGCAAUUUCCGCCUUCCCAAGAUUCCCCUUAGAUGGUUCAUCAACGCUUUUUGCCAUCUUAAUGCCUCUAUCCAAGGUGAGGUCCUGGCUUGGGAAGGAAGCUUAGCCUGCAUUUUUCCACUGGCCUGCAAUCUUCCCUUCAAUACUCCAAAUAAUUAAUAUCCUACCAUUUAUUAAUUUUUAGGGGGGUCCCCCCCCAAAUCUACGACACAAUGACUGCUAAGCUUAUACAGGAGUCUUUUGUGGGGUACUUAGUCAUAAGACUUUUGAAAAUCUAAAUACACAAUGUCAACUGGAUCACCUCUGUCUAUAUGCUUGUUGACACUCUCACAGGUGUCCAAAGAUACAUACAUUAAAAGCAUCUUAUACCGCUUUAACAGUUAUGACUUCUCCCAAAUAAUCCUCAGAACUGUAGGUUACUAAUGGAAUUGUAGGGGUCUCUUAACAUCUAUUAGCACAGUUCCAUGAUUCUUUGGGAGAAGCCAUGACUGUUAAAGUGAUAUAAGAGUGCUUUAAAUAUAUGGUCUGGAUGUAUCUUUAACAAGGUUUUCUAUCAGUUUUCCAGGAACAGACAUCAAAACUCGAACUUUUCAGGUUCCUGCCCCCAGAUCCUUCUUUAAAAGUUGUUGUUACAUUGGUCACUUUUUUCAAGUCCUCAGCUGAUCUUUUAGGGACAAGUUACGUGUUUUUUUUAAGAAGACCAGCAAUUUAACAUUUGAGUUGUUUAAGGACUCUCAAGUGGAUACUUAGGAUUACAUUAAAAUGAAGCCUGAAUCAGUUAUAAAACAGGAAACUGAGGGGAGGGGCUCUUGUUCCAGCAAGACGUGCUUUUCAUAGUAAAAAUAAGACACAAGCAAAUAAGAAAGGAAGAUUUAUAUUUACAUUUUGCGCUAGUGAAAUUCCAAAACAUUUUGGGCUAUACAGUGAUUGAAUAAGUUGAACUUACGUUGUGGGCCAAGCGCCAUCAUCCUCUUAUCCUGGGGUGCGGUGGGUUAGUAUGUCUGACUGUUAACCAGAAAGUUGAUAGUUCGAGUCCACCCAGGGACAGCUGUGGACAGGAUUCCUGCCUUGCAGGGGGUUGGACUAGAUGAUCCUUGGGUCCCUUCCAACUUUACAGUUCCAUGAUUCUAUGAGUCCGAGAUCUAGCUGUGGCAGCACCAGCAGGCACAAGUCCAGUAUUGCUCUCUCCCCUUUUCUGCAGCUCCCUUUGAGCACACACCCCGUGUGGAUAUAUAUUAUGAGAUCUUCAAGAUGAAUACAAUCUUAAGAGCAAGCCUCUCAGCUUGUUCAGUUCUACUUCAUGCUGUUUGAGAUAAUUAGCAAAGAUUUGAGUCCAGGACACUUCCUUGCAGUACAUAUAAGAUUUAAUAGCUCUGCCAUACAUUUGGAGAUCCAGCCUAAUCCUUUGGUGAAGGAUCUCCAACUGAGAUCCAAAUGAGGCUUACUCCCUAGUAAGUGUGAUUUGGAACGGAGACAGCAUCAGAGAAUGGAGCCUAAUAAUUAUAAUACAGUGGUACCUCGGGUUACAUACGCUUCAGGUUACAGACUCCGCUAACCCAGAAACAGUACUUCAGGUUAAGAACUUUGCUUCAGGAUGAGAACAGAAAUCGUUCUCUGGCAGCGCGGCAGCAGCAGGAGGCCCCUUUAGCUAAAGUGGUGCUUCAGGUUAAGAACACUUUCAGGUUAAGAACUGACCUCCGGAACAAAUUAAGUACUUAACCCGAGGUACCACUGUAUUAAGAAGUCUGUGAGAAAAGUGGAUGGGUGUUAGUUUUUCAUCAGCGCUCCUGCCCAAUUUUAUUCAUCUCAUUUUUAAAAAAUAAAAAUAAAAAUCAUUUUAUUAAUUUAGAUUUUCAAGAUAGCCUACAAAAGAGAACCAUAAGACACACAGAGAGAGAGAAGAGCAAAGAAGCUGCCUUGGAAUUGUUCACCCCCUCACACAAACACUCCCGGCAUUUUAAAUCUUUCCUAGCGUUGGAAGUAAAUCCAAUUGAUGUUUCCCCUUAGCAAGUGUGCUUUGGGUCACAGGCUGGGGGGGGGGGUAGGAAAAACUAUUUGCCUUUCUAAGCCCCUUUUACUGUCUUAACUGCACCUCAGUAGUUUUGGUGAAGCUGGAUUUUACCACAGAUCUCUGGUUUUAGCUUUGCCAUGCAUUCUUUAACCUCCUUCCUUUGGCAACUUCCAUCAUCUUAUUUAUGUUCAGUGUAUAUUGAAAUAUACAGUCCAUCAUUUUUCCUCAGUCACCUUUAAGUCUUUUAUGGCUUAUUGCCUGCCAGAGAGUACAUCAUAUGGGACCACUUUUAACCUCAACCAUGCCAGAUGUAUCUCCAUUUAUAACUUCAUAAACUAAAACAUACAUUCUGGUUGACUCCUCAACAUUUCAUUGGAAUGUUAAAAAUUCUAAUUAUCCAUCUUUAUCUCCUUAUUUGAAUAAGAAAUGGAUGGUUCUGUUGUCUAUUUUUCCUGAUGCUAUCCAGAAGAUGUAUCCUUUUGUAGAAAUAGUUUUAAGCUACAAGGAUAGUACUGGGAUCUCCAUUUCUCAACCACUCCUUAAAUGUUUCUUCUACUCAAUCACACAAAUGGCUUAACACUCACAAAACUGCUUCAGAUAUCACAUGCCUGGCAAGGAUUCUUCUCCAGUUCUAACAUAUGUAGCUAACUUUACCAUUAUCUUCCACUCUGCUAAUGGGGUAACUUGCUUCUUCUUUUUUUACUGCUUUCUUACCUUAAUUUCCCUAGGAACAAUGAAUGCACCCCAAAUCUUAUCUACUUCAGAAUCUAAAUUAGUUGUAAUAGAAGAAAAGUGUAAGUACCCCUCUCCCCAGAUGCUUUCUUUUAAAUAUUUUAUAAUUUAUUUUGCUUUUACAUCUCUCCGGGCCUGUUCUUUGCAGCUUCCCCCAAAAAGGAUUUGAUCAUUAGUUAAGUGUCCACACAGGGGUAUUUACUAUUUAUAUCUCUUGACACCCAAGCUGUAAAGAAUCAGAAGCAGUUACUUUACUUGGCAAAUGGUCUUUAGAUGCUGUGGCACCCAGUGACUAAAUAAUGAACAUUAUUUAAACUGCCUGCACAAGAGUAGUCUGUUGGCAUUUAUGGUACUCCUCUAAAGGGACGAUUUGAGGACUGCACUUUUAAGUUCUUUUUCAGCAAAAACAUUUUUAUUUAUGGAAGUAAAAUCUGUUUUAUCCCUUCCUUGCAUUUUUAAAGAUAUCCUCUCCUCUGCACCAUAGCAAGGAACAAGGAAACAGAGCCAACACAGUAAUUCAAAGAAGGAAAAUUUAAAGAAAAACCCCUUCAUAUAUAUAAAAUAAUAAUAAUAAAAUUAUAAUUGUAUAAUUGUUUCAACACAUUUUCAUCAUGAAAUUUCCCCAAACCCCUAAACCCAAGUGGACUUAUUUAAAUGUAGCAUUUACUUAUGGUUUGUGACAAUACAUUUAUUUUUGGUUUUAUAAUGUUUUAUGGUGAAAAUGUAAAGAUAACAUAAAAUCAAGAUGCAAAACUCCUAUACAUUGAAUAAAUUCUGUAAGGAGAGGGAAACAUGUUUCAUUUAAUAGUGCUUCUAUUUAGUAUUUUCUUUCUUUAAAAUAGAAAAAAAUGAUGUAAUUAUACAUAUGCUUUCAUAAAGAUUGUUUUAGAUGUUGUAUUGUUUUCCAGGAGUGUUUGUAAAAACAGUGCAAAAUGAAGUUGGAUAUCAAGCUUUUUGCCAUUUUUUAAUGAAUGCAUAUGCAUGUCAGUAAUGUAAAGAUGAAAAAGUUGUGAAUUAACUAAGAAAAUGGAAGUUGAGGCAAACUGCAUGUGGUACAGAAGAGCAAUAAAGGAAUUGAACAAUUAAAAAAUCACACCUCUUAAUCCUGCCCUGCUUGCAUAUUUCUUCUUGUGUCCUGCAUCAGAUGGUGCGUCCAAACAAAUAUCAUUCAUACAUACAUACCUAUACAGAGUUGUUGUUGUUGUUUAGUCGUUUAGUCGUGUCCGACUCUUCGUGACCCCAUGGACCAGAGCACGCCAGGCACUUCUGUCCUCCACUGCCACCCUCAGUUUGGCCAAACUCAUGCUGGUAGCUUCAAGAACACCAUCCAACCAUCUCAUUCUCUGUCGUCCCCUUCUCCUUGUGCCCUCCAUCUUUCCCAACAUCAGGGUCUUUUCCAGGGAGUCUUCUAUCUCAUGAGGUGGCCAAAGUAUUGGAGCCUCAGCUUCACGAUCUGUCCUUCCAGUGAGCACUCAGGGCUGAUUUCCUUAAGAAUGGAUACGUUUGAUCUUCUUGCAGUCCAUGGGACUCUCAAGAGUCUCCUCCAGCACCAUAAUUCAAAAGCAUCAAUUCUUCGGCGAUCAGCCUUCUUUAUGGUCCAGCUCUCACUUCCAUACAUCACUACUGGGAAAACCAUGGCUUUUACUAUACGGACCUUUGUUGGCAAGGUGAUGUCUCUGCUUUUAAGAUGCUGUCUAGGUUUGCCAUCGCCUUUCUCCCAAGGAGCAGGCGUCUUUUAAUUUCGUGACUGCUGUCACCAUCUGCAGUGAUCAUGGAGCCCAAGAAAGUAAAAUCUCUCACUGCCUCCAUUUCUUCCCUUUCUAUUUGCCAGGAGGUGAUGGGCCCAGUGGCCAUGAUCUUAGUUUUUUUGAUAUUGAGCUUCAGACCAUAUUUUGCGCUCUCCUCUUUCACCCUCAUUAAAAGGUUCUUUAAUUCCUCUUCACUUUCUGCCAUCAAGGUUGUGUCAUCUGCAUAUCUGAGAGUACAUGAUUUUUGUCUACAAAAUGAAGUUACAGUGACAGGAAUUAUUGCCAACUCUGAAUCUGAAGUCAGAAGCUGGAGUCUUUUGGAACUCCUGGAAGGCACUUCAUGACUUUGUAUAACUGCACCCAGGUGUCAUGGUGGGUCUGAAAGGACUUCACACAGAGCACACCUGAGUGACUAAGUGACACUUUGACUUUAGCCUGUCAUGGGCGACAAUGCAACUUAUGUACACUAUCAUUAUUGUAGUGUUAUCUGGAAUAUGUUUGUUAGUUUAUUCGCUCUCUUGGAAUGGGGUAGAAUGAACAGUGUGACAAGAUAGUAUAAUUGUCUGCGAUGGGUGGAUGUUACUGUUGGGGCUUAGUGGUCAAAUUCUUGCAUUGUGUUCUUCCACCUCCACACAACAACUACUGCCUCCCAACCCAUAUAUUUUUAAGAGUGUGAGUCUGUGGCUGCUGUGUGAUACAUGCUGCACCCCUUUGUAUUUAUCACUCAGUUUCUUGAAUACCCUACAAGCAAAGUAGUUGCAGAGAUGAGGGAAUUAGACAUGCCUGAUCAAAACAUUCACAAAAAGCAAUGGACAGCAGUGGCCUCCAGGGCUCUCCAGAUGUUGUUGGAUACCAGCUCCCAUCAUCCCCAACCAACAUGGCCAUUGGUCCGGGACGGCACCUACCCAGGGCAAUAUAACCCUUCUUGAGACUCGCUGGGGAGAGUAUGCUAGUGUCAGAUGGUGCCAUCACAGGGACAGAGCCUUCUUAGUGUUGGCAUUCUCACUGUGGAAUACUCUCCACAGAGAGGCUCAACAAGUUCCUACUUUGUUUUUUUUUUUAAAUAAUUUUUAUUCAAGUUUUAAACAACAAAGAAAAAAAAGAAGAGCAUACACAAUACAUAUAACAAAAACACACACCAAAAACAAAACAAAAUUCAACAAUAAAGAAACAAAAAACAUAACAAUUAAAAACAAUAUCUCUUUUCCCUAUCCGUUUUUUAGUUACUUAUUUUCUGGACUUCCUCAUACCUCCCUCUUUUGUAUUCCAAUCCAAAUUGUUUGUCCAGCAAUUUCUUUUCCGCUUUUUUAAUCCCAAUCUUUAGCUUUAAUAAGAUAUUAAAAUAUAUAACUUCAACUUCUUUAAACCUGAUCUUUAGUCUUAGUAUCAUAUAACCUUAAAAUUUUUCCUCUUAAUAUCAAAUUUCCAUUUCUUUAAACAUCUUUAAUCCUAAUCUUUAAUCUUAGUCUAUCAUUAACUUUAACCUGUACAGCUGGAAACCGCUUAUUUUCAGUCCAACAUCACUCUAACAUUCCUUAAUUUUGCAAUGUUUCUGAAGAUAGUCUAAAUUUCUUCCAAUCUUCCUCCAUCGACUCUUCUCCCUGGUCACGGAUUCUGCCAGUCAUUUCCGCCAAUUCCAUGUAGUCCAUAAGUUUCAUCUGCCAUUCCUCCAGCGUGGGAAGUUCUUGUGUCUUCCAAUACUUUGCGAUGAGUAUUCUUGCUGCUGUUGUUGCAUACAUAAAGAAAGUUCUAUCCUUUUUUACCACCAUUUGGCCGACUAUGCCCAGGAGGAAGGCCUCUGGUUUCUUAGGGAAGGUACAGUAUACCUAAAUACCAUUUUUAAUUCAUUAUAUAUCAUUUCCCAGAAAGCCUUAAUCUUUGGGCACGUCCACCAAAGGUGAAAAAAUGUACCUUCAAUUUCUUUACAUUUCCAACAUUUGUUAUCGGGCAAGUGAUAGAUUUUUGCAAGCUUGACUGGGGUUAUGUACCACCUGUAUAUCAUUUUCAUAAUAUUCUCUCUUAAGGCAUUACAUGCCGUAAAUUUCAUACCUGUGGUCCAUAACUGUUCCCAGUCAGCAAACAUAAUAUUAUGUCCAACGUCCUGUGCCCAUUUAAUCAUAGCCGAUUUUACCGUUUCAUCCUGAGUAUUCCAUUUCAGCAGCAAGUUGUACAUUCUUGACAAAUUCUUAGUUUUGGGUUCUAACAAUUCUGUUUCUAAUUUGGAUCUUUCCACCUGGAAGCCAAUUUUCCUGUCCAAUUUAAAUGCCUCCAUUAUCUGAUAAUAAUGGAGCCAGUCUCGCACUUUUUUAGUUUUUCAAAACUCUGCAAUUUCAGUCUAUCUCCAUCUUGUUCCAAAAUUUCCCAAUAUUUCGGCCAUUUGACCUCCAUAUUGACCUUUUCAAGGCUUUCGCUUCCAUUGGUGACAGCCACCUUGGGGUUUUGUUUUCUAACAAAUCCUUAUAUCUUAACCAAACAUUGAAUAGCGCUUUCCUGACAAUGUGGUUUUUAAAUGCUUUAUGUGCUUUGACCUUAUCAUACCAUAGAUAUGCAUGCCAUCCAAAAACAUUAUUAAAACCUUCCAAGUCCAAAAUGUCAGUGUUUUCAAGAAGUAGCCAUUCUUUCAGCCAGCAAAAAGCUGCUGAUUCAUAAUAAAGUUUAAGGUCUGGCAGGGCAAAUCCACCUCUUUCCUUUGCAUCUGUUAGUAUUUUAAAUUUUAUUCUAGGCUUCUUGCCCUGCCAGACAAAUUUAGAAAUAUCUUUCUGCCACCUCUUGAAACAAUCCAUUUUGUCCACAAUCUGCAAAGUUUGGAACAAAAACAACAUUCUAGGCAAUACAUUCAUUUUUAUCGCAGCAAUACGGCCCAGCAGUGAAAGCUUCAAAUUUGACCAAAUUUCUAAAUCUUUUUUUCACUUCAGACCAGCAUUUUUCAUAAUUGUCUUUAAAUAAGUUCCCAUUUUUUGCUGUCAUGUUAAUCCCCAAAUAUUUAACUUUCUUAACCACUGUUAAACCUGUCUCAUUCUGAAACCUCUCUCUCUCAAUCGGUGUUAAAUUUUUCUCUAAAACCUUGGUUUUUGACUUAUUCAAUUUAAAUCCUGCCACUUGACCAAAUUCUUGAAUCAGUUCUAAAACCCUUUUUGUACUAGAUUCUGGCUCCUGUAACGUCAAUACUAAGUCAUCUGCAAAUGCUCUCAAUUUGUACUGUUUAGUUCCGACCUAACAAGUUCCUACUUUGAUUCCAUUUUGUCACCAGAUGAAUAGCCUCCAUUGUGAUAUUAUUUUAUUCUGCUCUUUUAGAUUUUGCUGGUUUUAAUCUUCUGUUUGUAUGUUUUAACUGUGUUAUUGGUUGCUGUUACAAUGUGCUUUAAAGGUGGAGUAGAAAUCUCCAUAACAAAUAAAGUAAUAACUGUGUGGCCACAGGCCAUGGGUGGCUCUUUUAAAACAUUUCAUUCUCACAGCAACUUAGCCCAAGAAGUACAAAUGGCAAAACGAGCAUUUAAUGUGUGUGUUUUUUCUUCCCCCAGUCACUACAACUCUCUCCUCUGGGCCUGGACACACUAGACAAUGCAAUGAAACAGUCAAGUCCUAUUGCGUCAACGGUGGCGUGUGCUACUACAUUGAGGGCAUAAAUCAGCUGUCCUGCAGGUAAGUGAACAGAUUUCUUUUUUUCCUGCACAAAAGAACCCUUGGAAUCCAAGAGGGUAAGUGCUCUGUGCAAGAGGACAAGGUGUGACAUUGCCUGAUGGUCCCUUGGCAAUGACUAAGAAGAGGAGCAGGCUUAGCUAAAGGCUGUGUCUGUGGCGCCAGGCCAUUUCCCCCAUUAUCCUUGGUGUCUUAUGCACCAUCAGCACUAUAACAAAAGUGCACCUAGGCUGGAAGUAAAAGCAACAUCUCUAUCUUUCUCUCCCCACUCCCUUCUUUCUCUGUCUGCUGUCUUCCAGAUUCAGGUAGGUAGCCGUGUUGGUCUGACGCAGUUGAAAUAAAAUAAAAUUUAAAAAUUGUCCAAUAGCACCUUUUAGACCAACUAAGUUUGUUCUGGUAUAAGCUUUCGUGUGCAUGCUUAUACCAGAACAAACUUAGUUGGUCUAUAAGGUGCUACUGGACAAUUCUUUAUUUUUUAUUUUGACUGCUGUCUUCCAGUUUCUUCCAGUUGCAGGGAAGGAUCACCCAUUCCACUUUUCUUCACAAUUUAGAAUCAAUAUUUCGUGGUGCAGUUUGGCAAUUUUAGAGUGUGAACUUAAUUGCUUUAACCCAGCAACCCCCCUUUAGAUGGGUAUAUUUACUUUAAAAUGGGAUAAGCAACUCCUACUGGGUUUGGGGGCCUCCUGCUCAUCCUGCUGCGUGGGGCCCUGGAAUUCUGCCCCAACACCUCCACUGUCAUGAAGACACUGUCAUCUCUUCCAGGGUAAAAAGCCUGGAUAUUACCAGUAAUAGGCCAGUCUCUACCAUUAUGCCAAAGAUGCCAUCAGUCAGCAAAAAGGGAUGCAUUUCAUACUUUUCCAUUUCUAGUGGUCCAAAGUGAAAUAAAUAAUCAUUUAGUAAAACCAGAGCUUCAUUUUCUGGGUGCAGAGAGUGAAAAUCACAUAAUUUGGAGGGCUAUAUGAGAAGAAAUUAUAGAUACAGUAUUUGCCUAUAAAUGACUACUUGCUAUAAGGCAAGUAGGAACUGAAAACUGGGAAUUUUGUGUGGCUUCUAAAGGUUGCCUAAUAUAGACCUUAUCACAGGAAAGGAAUGUUUUUUUCAUUGCUAGUUUCCAAUGGUAAUGGGUCUAUAUUACACAACCAACAUCAUGGGUAUUCUGAAGAGAAGGUUUGUUGAGAGAAAGGACUGUGGAGAUUGCAGCUGCAAUCCUAUGCACACUUUCCCAGGUAUAAGCCUCACAGAAUACAGUGUGACUGUACUUCCAAGCAAACAUGCAUAGAAUUGCCCUGUGAGCCACCUGGAAAAGCUGACAGGUUACAAUCUUUUGGCAGGACAUUAAUCAGGAUGGUUGUUUCUGCUUGUUGUACCGGGAUGGACAGUUUUCCCUCAGUUACUGGGAUGGUCACCUCCAAACUUUGCCUCCAUUCAUGUUUGUGGCAUUCUCCAUUUCCAUAGCAGACAAGACAAUUCCACAUGCCUUUUCAACAUGUCAAGAAAUCCUUUUGGUUAUCUAAGCCCAUUCCAUCUCACUACCAUGAAGCAGUGCCGAUGCAGUUGUAGGCGGUUCUGCCAGCUUUAAGUAUAUAUAUAUAUAUAUAUAUACACACAAACACACACACACACAGUAUGUAAUUACAGUAUGCAAAAUCUAGAUGCCACAACUGGCUGCGUAUUUCAGCCCAUGCAAACUACGGAACUGGGUGCUGGUAAUAUUCUGUAUAGACCUGAAAACCAUUGCUUUGUGGCGGAGCUGGUGCUAUCAUGAGGUAUAGCUAAAUUGGUAGAGCGUGAGACUCUUAAUCUCAGGGUUGUGGCUUUGAACCCUAUGCUGGCCAAAAGAUUCCUGCUUUGCAGGCGUUGGACUAGAAGACCCUUGUCGUCCCUUCAGACACUACAAUUCUAUGAUUCUAUUUUUUUUAUAUAUAAGAUAUUUACUGAAAUUUUCCAAAUGUAAAUAUAAAAAUGACAAAAAAGAAAAAAAGAAGAAAAAAAGAAAAGAUACAAAAUACAAAAUAAAAAUGAUUAAAAAAAACCACUCAAUUUUUCCAUUACUUAUUUUUCCUUAGCUUGUUUCCCGGACCUCCUCAUACCUCCCUUUUUUGUAUUCCAGUUCAAUUUGUUGGUUCAACAAAUCCUUACUCUCUUUGUUUAUCCUAAUCUUUGGUCUUAAAAUAGUAACGUUAGAUUUUUACCUAUUAACAACCCAUUUUUCAUAUUCCCUUAAAGCAUUACAGCUGGAAACCACUUAAUUUCUAUCCAACAUCAUUCUAACAUUCAUUAAUUUUACAAUAUUUCUGUAGAUAGUCUUUAAAUUUCUUCCAAUCUUCUUCCACCGACUCUUCUCCCUGGUCUUGGUACAAUUCUGUGAUUCUAAACAGGUGCAAAUAUUAGUUGACUAGUCAGCUUGCUAUAGCUUCCUCACCACCUUGAAAAACUAAGCCUGCACAGUCCUUCCUUGCCUAUUGGUUUGGAGGGAGAAGAGGGAGAAGGGUCUGAGCAGUUGCUGGAGGAGAGAGGAAGAAAAACUGGCAGGUAACUAGGGUUGCCAUACGUCUGGAAUUUCCUGGGCAUAACCGGAAGCAGUGUCCAGGCAGAAAUUGGCAAAAAUGUCUGGUAAAAUCUGGACGGAUGGCAAGCCAUGUCAGCAGUGUCGUUUUUGCCAAUUUUCCUUAAAAAAAAAGCAGCUCAGAAAGCUCAACAAUUUUUCACUUACUGAAAUAUGGCAACCCUACUAACUGCAUCACUGUUCUAUCAUUCUCCUGUUUGCUUCCUGGCUUGUCUGAGAGAGAGUCUUUUGGGGUUCCUCUCAAUUUGGGGAGGAGGGACUGUGCUCAUUUGUGAUCCAGUCAAAAGGUGUUUGUGUUUCCUUCGUUUGGGACAGAGAGAGAAUCUGAAGGAAGCUGGAUUAAUUUCUGUGCUGGUGUAUGUGGGGAAAGCUCUUUGCAUGAGGACUGGGCUGAAGUAGUAAAACAAAAUAAGGUAGAACAAAAUAUUUUGGGGACCAGAAAUGAACGUGUGUAGUGUGUGCAGGAGAGAGAAAACUUGUAACACUACUGCAUUUUUAAUCAGAUGUCUAUUUUUGGAAUCCUGCUGUCUUACUCUGUUUAUAUAUCUUACAGAAGGCAAAGAAAUGCUAGGUAUUUUUAUUUUUAUUAUUAUUGUAUCUUAAGAUACAUUUCGUCCUGGGAAUUAGUAAUUUGGGGAUUUUCCCUAAGUACACAGUUCAGAAAUUUUGGGAUUCAGUCUCUUUACUUUAGUUUUGUGUUCCUUUUUGUUAUUUGCAGUUGGUACUAGGUAGUUGUGCUCAGGUCAGCUCAGCUCUGGAAGAAGAUUAUCCUUGGCUCUGAUAACAUUUUCAACUCCAUUUGACUACCUGCUUGUGGAAUUACUAUUACUUUUAUUACACAUUUUUAUCUCAUCUUUCCUCCAAGGAGCUCAGUGCAGCUUACAAGGUUCUUCCCCUUUCCCCAUUUUAUGUUCACAGAAGCUGUAGGAAUUAGGUUAGGCUGGGGGGCAAAUAAACUUCAUGGCUGAGAUUUGAACCUUGGUCUCUCCCCAUUCCUAGUCCUUUGGGAAGAGGAGGCAGGUGACAUAGUAACGUAGGUGAUGAUGUUUGCUCUCCCUAUUGAUCUGAAACAAAGUUAUUUCUUCAAAGCCAGCUCUGGGCACAUUCACUAACCAAUCUUUGCAAAUUGCUAAAUUCUUUGCCACAGUGUUCAUCUCAUGGCAGGAAGAGCUAUAACUCGGAUUUACUCAAGCUAAAUACAGACACUUGCUCUGCAAGUAGUGUGACUCAGUGUUCCCAUUUGAGGCAGAAUUUUCUGUAGGUGUGCUAAGGCUAAGCAGAGAACGCUUUUCUUAUAUAUUUUCCUCUUUCUACUCUCAUUUGUCUCUCAACGUAACUUUAUGCAUUUCCUGCAACUUCCUCUGUUCUCCUUUCACACUUAAGUUCUACAUUACUCUGUCCCUCUCCUCUUAUCCCACUUGCCAGUUUCUUUCAUCCUUCCUGAUACUUUCUUCCUCUAUCAUCAUCAUCACCACCACCACCAUCCUUCUAUCUCCCUUUCCUUCAACACUUCCUCUCCCUAGCCCUUUCCCUUCCGAGGAGGGAGACCUCCUUCCCCCUGCCUCCCAGUCACCUUUGCUCAGCAUGUCAGAAGUUGGUGGUGCUGGCAUUGGUCCAACCAAAAGGCUGCUAGAGAGUCGAGUAGGCAUGGAAGGAGGUACUGGACAGGCUGUGGUACUGAGGCCCAACUGAAAGUGGUCCAAGGCUUGCAGCACAGUUGGGCAUGACUUGGGGAAAAUGGCCUCAUGGGUCAAAGUAGGGUCUCUACUUUGGCCUUCAGGUUGAGGUUCACCACCGAUCAAAUGAACAAACAUCAUUGUAGGCAUUAAAAAACUGAAAGGCCUUUUUGCCUCUGCAGAAAAUGAUCCCUAAAGACACAGAGUACUUUCACAUCAUCCCUACUCUGAAAUGCUCUAGCGUCCCCACCAGCCUAUCAUGAAAAAGAUAAUAGAAGUGCUUCCUAUACUCAGGCAGUCACAAUGAAGGCCCAUACAGCUCCUGCGGAGCCCCAGGUCUUUAUCUGCAUGGUUUGAUUUCACACCAUGGAGUAGGCAGAGAAUGACGUUUCACCUGAUGUCAACCCCCCACCUGUCAACGUGGCUCACAGUGAUUGUGGGAGAUCAGGGUCCAGCUCACUAGCCAGAUCCAAUUUCCCACCCUUGGCCUUUUCAUUAACAUUACAUUUUCUUGCGCUCUCUCUCCCUCUCUCUCAACUUAAUUUGGAUUUAUAGACAUUAUUACCUAGUAGGAGUGGCCUAGUCCAGGGGUCUGCAACCUUUAAGACAAAAAGAGCCACUUGGACCCGUUUCCGAAGAAAAAAAAACUGGGAGCCGCAAAACUCGUCAUUAUAAAAAUAACUUUUUGGUCACUUUUAUUAUUAUUUCUUUGUUUGACCCUUCAGAAUUACUCCUCCUCAUAGAAAUAAACGUUAAAUUAACAAGUUACCUUUUUGUGUGUGUGUUCUUCACUCCCCUUCAAAACAGUGACCAGCGUACAUGCCCCCUUUCAAUAUAGCGGGCGGGCGGGAAGGUGACGUCGGGACGGUGCGUGACUAACGCACGCACCGCCCCCAUGCGACGUCACAGCCAGUACAGCGCCCGCCACAGUGGGGAGUGUCGGGGUGCACAAUGUGCCUCCUCCCCUCGCUAGUAUCUGCCCCGGAGCCGCGGCAAAGGUGUAAAAGAGCCACAUGCGGCUCCGGAGCCGCGGCUUGCAGACCCCUGGACUAGUCUGUUUCGCUGCCUGAAGUGAAAUGGGAAUAUGCAGCAGCAUUCACUGAAUGAUCCCAGUUUAGUUGGGAACGCUGAAUAAAUCAGAAAUCCAGAAUCAUAAAUCAGAAGAUAUUGUCCUCAAUUUGACUUUUUGUUUUUGGUGAUAUCAUCGUGAAGCUGACUGUGUUGUGAUGUCACCCUAAUCAUCGCAUGAUUCCUGAUUGGCUGGGAUUCACCAUGUGAUCCAGGAAGGUUGUAUAAUCAGAAGGGAUAAGUGAUGUCAAAGCAAAAGUAUCUGGUAGAAAACAAGACACUGACUAGGACUGGAAGAAAAGGAGAAUAUUUUCACAAUCAGCAUUGGGGGGGAGGAUACUUCUAUCCCUGUCCUCCAGAACCCAUAUUUCUGGCCUAAAAUUUGAAACAGAAUAAUAUUUAUCACAAUUUUACUCCAUAUGCCCAUGGAUUUUUAGCAGAGAUCGCCAAAAGAGAGAAAUUCUGACAGGAUAUUUUAGCCAAACAGACUUCUUGCUGAAAUACGUUUGACUUUCUUCCAAUGUGUAUCAGCUGUUUGGUGAAACCAUUGUGGCAGACUGAUGGCAAAGUAGCUUUCUUCAUACUAACUGGGCACCUGAAAUGCAAGAUAGGAUUGAGGUAUGGAGCUGGCUUUCUCCCUGAGACAAGAAUAUAUGAAGAAAGAUAAGAGUUCUGUGACACUGAAUGGACAUGGAUCCCGUUACUUGGUUGGCUUUCACUGAAUAACUGCAGCUCAUCUUUCAGGGACGGUUCUUGGCCACUGUUUGAGGAAUGAAGGUUGAUCUCUUUCCUUGCCCAUCCCCCUACUACAUCCUUCCCUUUCUUGCUUCCUGUCCAUAGCUAUUGCUAUAGUAUCUAUUAUAAAAUUUGGAAAAAUCCUGAAAAAUAAUAAAUUCAAUAUUUUCCGCUUAUGAAAUAUUAGAAGGUUUGGAACUGGAUCAUAGAAGAUAGAGGUUGGGGAUAGCUGCUGUUGCUUAGAGGCUGAGACUGCUUUGGGGUUGAGCUCCCUGCCUGUUAGCUGCUUAACUUACGUAAAAUAGACAACUGUUACAAAAAUACCAUAAGUCUCUAUUGCUGUAUUACCCAAAGUAAGCUACCAAUGCAAUUAUAUACAUGCCUCCUCCAGCUGUUGGUCCCACUGGGUUCAAUGGGGCUUACUCCAAGGUAAGUGGGUAUAAGAUUGCAGCCUAAGUGGCUUUCUAAAACUCAGACUCCCCACCAGUUGGAGAAAGAAACUUGGAGACACCCAAAUAUUCCAUUUCCUGUUUCUCUAAAAUUAAGGAAGAAUAUUGCUCCACAAAUAGAUUUGUGGGAAAGGCAUACAACAUGACUGGCUUUAUAAAAACUAACAUUCCAUCCAUCCAAGUAUCUUUAUUGUUGUUGUUGUUGUUGUUGUUGUUGUUAAUUUGACUUACCAACUAUCUGAAUGGCCACCUUCCGUUAUGCUAAUUGCCCUCUAUGGAGCAGUCGGCUGCCUGGUGGUGGGGGUGUCACUGAUGAGUUGUCAAUAGCCUCACAUCAUGCUGCCAUGGAUUUCCUUGUAGGCCACAGGCAACAACUUGGAUUUUGAACGACCUGGGAUACUCUUAAAGUAAAAUUGCCAUCAAACUUCCUUCUAAAACAAAAUUAAAAAUUAAUUUCAUUAACUUGUUUUGAACAAAAAUAAUUUCAGUUUUCAAAUGUCUCUUAGCAGGUUCCAUAUAUCUCUCUUGUCUGGAUUUCCCCUAAAGAGACAAAACAGCCAAGGAAUUAAAAACAAAGGCACUCAGUUGCAGCAAUGCAGACGCAGCAUUAUUUCAUAAUCUGAUUCCCCCAAUCAGGAUCUGACACAACCAUAAUCAGAAACAGGGCAAAAUUACUGUAGAUAAUUUACAGAACAACAACAAAGGAAAAAAAGCAAAGGGAAGAGAGAAAGACACACUCCGCAACCAUCCUGGAAUUAAGGAAGCCAUCCCAGCUUCUGAUAGGAACCCGGAAUGUCUUGUUUUUUGGUCCUGCUCUCUGGGGUGAGUCAGCUGGCUUGCACCAGUGCCAGACCAAAAGAUGCUCAUUUUUAGGUUCCACACUCUCGCAUGAUUCACCUGUCUCCCACAAGAGCUCGGGACCAAAAAACAAGCUCCCUGAUUUUUCUCGGUGGGAUGUUGGAGGGUAUGGAAAGAGAGGUUGUGUCCCAAGGUGCUUAUAGGGAAAACAAAUGUUUUGGGGGUGAGUGAGAAGCAAGGGUAACCAAAGGACCAAGAAUAGCGAGAAAUGGAAGAAGUGAAUAAAUGAGAUGCCUAUGAGCAAGUGAUAUCUGUUUUGGCUUUGUUUCAUUGGAGGAUGAGGACUGAGGCAGUAAACCAAGUGCUUCGAAGAAGAUGUAGAUUUUUUAAGAAGAAUCUGAAGGAGGGAUGAGUAAAAAAUCUUGUGAUUCCUCCGAUCCUCAAGAGUCUUGUCCUCCUGAUCAUGUGUACUAUAGUCAAGUUUCAACUGUUGGCUUUACAUCACCCUUUUCUCCCUUGGUCUUGCUCUCCAAAUUGCUCUGAUCAGUCGCCAGUACACUGGGGAAUGGACUACAGGUAUAUAACACCUGGGAUUAUAUGCCUGCACUAAUUCUGGUGAAUAGGUUCUCACUUCCCAUUUCUCACAUACUGUCACAGUUGCUUUGUCUAGGGAUGCAAGAUGAACUUUAUAUCUUGAAAAUGAAGCUGUUGAUUUAGUUCAGGGAGCCCUUAACGUGCAUUUGAGAUUUCUUAGAGCUAGAAUAAUAUAAGAGAACCUCCUUCCUUAUAACAGUAACCAAAGAUCAGUUUUUCAAAGCCAAAUUCUAUUGUUUCACUGAGUGACAGCACAGGGCUUCUCUGCCAGUAGGGAUUGUGACUGGAACUUGAAUAUGCACUAAAUUUUGCAUGCUAUUAAAUAAAAAAUAGAGUUUUGCUCCUUCCAGGUUAUCCUUUGCCCAGAUCCUUUAUUAUGCAGAUCAGAGACUUCUGUAUUUCCUACACAAUCUAAAUAAUAACCUUUAAAAAACUAGUUUGUACACAAAUGAUCAAAACAAAUGGGAAUAUGAGAAAAUUAUUCAGGAAUCUUCAGCAAUAUUUGACUUUAUAUAUUAAUUGGUUUAAGAAAGGAGAAAUUAAUUUGGACCAAAAGCAUAAUGGCUAACAACAUAAUUCCUCACUUGAUGAAGGAAAAGUUUGCAGAGAUGUUUUUCUAAAUGUGAUGCCAAUGCCUUUUUAAAAUAAUUGCUUCCCCCACUGCUGCUUCUUCCCCAGAUUGUGCUAAUGGGGACUAUAGCUUGAUUUCUCCAGGUGGAAAUAAAUUCAUAGCUAGAGUUUGUUUGUCACUGAUUGGAGUUAACUUUGCCAAUAUGAAUCUGGGGAAAACAAUAUGAGGGAGCGGCAUCUGAAUCAGGAAAGUCCAUGCAGGACCCAGACGGAUGCCCAGAUGCAGUGGUGGGUUGCAUGAGGGAAAAUAAGUUGAGUUUGACUCCUGGCAAGGCAGAGCCUCUGAGGGUGAGUGGUUACCGUGCCUCAGAUAUAGGCCAGCUGCCUGCCCUGGAUGGGGUUGUAUUCCUCUGAAGGAGCAGCUGUGUAAUUGGGCAUCGCUCCUGGAUCCAACUCUGUUGUUCGGAACACCUUCCACUAGAAGUGCAGAAGCAGUGACUGUUCUUCUGAUGGAAUGGCUUGAUCACAGUAGUUCAAGCACUGGUAAUUUCAAGAUUGAAUUAUUAUGAUGCACUAUGUGUGGGGCAUCUCUUGUGGUCGGUACGGAAGCUGCAGUUUCUGCAGAAUGCUGUAGCUCGAUUACUGACAGGAGUAAGAUCUGGCCAGGAGCAGUGGUGCUGCAACAGGGGGCGGUGUGUGUGUGUGUGUGUGUGCUUCGCCCCGGGUGCCAUGUCUGGGGGGGUGACAAGAAGGCACCCCAUGGGGGCUUGUCCAGUGGCGGCGGCGUGAGCAGCCAUCGCGCCGCUGCAGCUGCAUGUGGAGGAUCCUCUGUUCGUGGCUGCAGCUGCAAGCAGAGGAUCCCAGCGCAGUCAGCAAACCGCUAUGUACAGCGCAUGUGCAGUGUCGUAUGCAUGCACUGUAUGUAGCGAUGCCGCACAUGCAAUGUACAGCGCGGUUUGCCAUCGGUGCCGCUCGAACGCCGUACGGACGGUGGUGGGAUCCCUCCAUUGUCGCUAUAGCCACAUGUUAAGGAUCCCAGCACCGUCCAUAUGGCACCGGAGCAGCGCCACCGGCAAACCACUAUGUACAGCGCAUGUGCGGCAUCGCUACGCACGGCGCAUGCAUCAUAUGUAGCUAUGCCGGACAUGCGCCCUAUGUAGCGAUGCCUGCCCCGGGUGUCACAACGCCUUUGUUCUCCCCUGGCCAGGAGAUUACAUCUGUGCUUAAAGAUCUGCACUGCCUGCUGAUUUGCUAGGAGCCAAAGCUCAAGGUCUUACAUAUAAAGCCCUUAAUAGCUUGGGACCAGUUUACCUGAAGCAUGGCUUUGCGCCCUGUGUGCCUCACUCAGAUCUAUGAAACUUGGACUCUUGCAAGGACUGCACCAUACAAUGUUCACUCUACAUCUGUAGGAAGGUCAGCUUUCAGUUUGGUCCUCUGGACCUUCCCACCUUCAUUAUGCUGUUGUAGACAGCUGCUAAAACCCAUUUUGUUUUGGCAAGUCUAUUUGGACAUGUAAAUGAGCUAUGAAUACCUGUUUUAAAGUUUUGCUGAUUUUUAUUUUUAUAUUGAUAAUUGUUUUAUUCUCUUCUAUGGUAUACCACUUGAGGAUUCUUUAAUAAAGCAGACAGCUUGUACAUUAUUCUAAAUAAAAAGAAAUAAGGGAUGGCUUACUACAGUGUAAACACUCUCUGAAAGGCAGAGAAAGACACACGAUCAUCCUGUGUGCUAUCCAAACAGUACAGAAAUGACAACUAUUGCAUAGAAAGUGACCUCAGUCCCUUUUCCCCCUCACGGAACUACAAUUCCAAUGGUCAAUCCCUCUUUCCAGGGAAUUCUGGGAAUUGUGAGUGGAAAGGGGGUCUCUUUACAGCUCUCAGCAGCCUUAACACACUACACUUUCCAGGAUUCACUGGGGGAAGCUGCAACUGUUUAAAGUGGUAUGAUUUUGCUUUAAAUGUACAGUGAAGAUGGAGCCUUAGAAGUAAAUCCAGCAUGAUUUUUCCGGGCAUUCUGGGUUUAAAAGAACCGGGUUACAUGCAGCUUUGCUCGCUAGGUGAACGGGUGAUGUUAGCUUCGUUCCUUUCCAGUGCUUAUCCAAGGAUUGCCUUUUAAGUUAUUCCAGAGCUAUGCAUUGCAGUCCUGUGCAUAUUUACUUAGAAGUAAAUCUUCCUAAUUUCAAUGGGACAGCUCCCUAGAAAGAAUGCACAGGACUGUAGCCUUGUGGUUAGAAGAUGUGUAUAGUCAAAACACGGGUAUUCCCCUCUGACCAUGUUGUAAGAGCAUUCUCCUCCUCAUUUGCUCACUUUGGGUUAAAGAAGAUGACCUUUUGUUUUGCUAGAUGGUGCCUUUUUGAAGAGAUGCCUUUAGAUUUGUUUUCCUAGUGGCAUAACUUAUUUUCACUUACUUAUGCUUUCCAUAGCCAGCUAAUUAUAUUGACAGGUUGAAAUUAGCAUCAGACAAUCUGAACAAGAUACUGACAGUCCCAGAGAUCAUGACUGUAUCACACAUAAGGAAGAAUGAUAAAAAAUUGGGAACAGCACCCUAACACCACUUCUUGCCCCAAUACAACACAUUUAGAAAUGGGGGGUUAUUCAAAUCCCUAGGCAUGGACUAGUGGGCCUUCUCUUUUUUUCUCAGGGCUGAAACCAAUUGCCCCUGUGCAGGGCGGGGGGUAGCUGGGAACACUUGCCCCAGGCUUUGGAGGGCUGAACUGUCCGGACUCCCCCACCCGGGGCCUGAGAGGCUUACGCUGCCCCGCCCUGGGCUUCAGACAAGCUCUGCCUGGACCUGCCCUCUAGCUUGCAUAUAAAUUAGAAGACUAAAGCCUUCAGAAAGCACGGGGAGGGAGUGGAGCAAUUGCACAGAAAAGGAACCAGGUGGCCCCCAUUUGACACUGCAAAGAUUAGAUCAAGGUGCCUUACAUUAGAUGCUUUCAUUUUUUUUAAUUCAUCGCUGUGCACUUUUAUUUCUAACCCUAGCCUCAAGGAUGAUGCCAGCCUUGUUCUGUGAUUUGUCCCCUUUUCCUCCUCCAGAUGUCCAAAUGGAUUCUUCGGACAGAGAUGUUUGGAGAAACAGCCUUUGCGAUUGUACAUGCCAGAUCCUAAGCAAAGUAUGUUUGAAGAAAAAAAUUGCACCAUACUACUUAUAAUCUCCUGGGUACAGCGCUGGAUUUAGAAUGGCAUAGUGAGGGUGUUCUUUUGAGUUAAGAUCUGGGUUAAGGUUUAGGGUUGCAGGUAAGGGACCAACCCCAGGCGCACCAGAGGAGAAAUCUCGAAAGGGAGCUGAUUUGGCAGCAGAAAGAGCCUCGUUUCAGUCUGUUUGGAUGUCAUGCUAUCUUGUUUCUCUCUCUUUCUGGUUUUCUUUCUUUUGUUAGGUGUCCGAACGAAUUCACAGGGGACCAGUGUCAGAACUUCGCAAUGGCCAGCUUCUCCAGUAUGUCUCUUUCCACUUCUCUCUUUCUCUGUUUUAUCAUAACACACUGUGUGACACCUUUAAAGCAGCUCUUUUCUGAAUAGGAACCUUCACUUUCCUGCUUUGUGCUUCAGUUGUUAUUGCUCCUGAUUCUAAUCUGAACAGAACUCACCACUGAUGUAUAGUUCAGGCAAAAUCUAAAUGCAGCAAGGAAUGAGGCUGUGUACGCAUUGUCAUUUAUUCUGGCUCCAGUGUGCUCCUGAAUCUGUGCACAGGCAAUAUUACCCACAAUGUAGAGCUAUCCUGUAGUUGGUUGAGAAAUAAUGCUGUUUGAUGCAUUUGGUCUCAACACAGCUUAAAUCUGAAAGCAAAACUUAAGCCACAUUCACUUCACAUUUCAGCUGAGGUGUCUGUGUUUGUGAGAGCAAUUGCACAUGUGUGUGCUUCAUGAAUAGUAAUUUGGGGAAAAUUUACCGGGGCUGGGAAAACAAAACAGGUUAAUGAACACUGAAUGAAUACAUCCCUACCUCACCUCUCGUGUGUACAGCAAAAUGCAAAAGCAACUUGAAACACAGUAGGAAGGAAGCAACUGCAGCAUUGCUAAUGUGUACAUAGCCUGAGUCCAGUUAAUCUGUGAGCUGCCCUGAAAGUGUCCAGCCUGCAAGGAGGUCAUUAGUUCAUUAUGUCACAAAGCAUAAUGCAAGGCGAUCGUUCUUCUUGUCCUCAGAGCUAUAACAAUUUGGCAAUUAGAUGAAGAUUGCGCCUAAGUCUGAACUUUAAAAACAAGUCCAGUUUUAUUCUAAGGGCACUCUAUGAUGGCAACAGAGGAAGUGACUGCAGCUAAAAAGACAUGGAGAGAACCAAAGUUCUCUGCUGCCAUCAAAUGACCCUAUAAUGUGUCAGUGUUGCCGAUCUGAGGACUAUAUGAUGCCAUUUUGUAUCAAGACAAUGACACUAUUAGUAACCCAACCUGUAGCCAUACCUGUGUUGACCCAUCUGUUCCCAAAUGCCUGGCAGCUAGCGUAAAUCCCUUGUGCCAGCAUGGGGACCCUGCAGCUCAGGACCACUGAGCAGCGAUCCACAGAACCAGGACAUCCUGUUAUUUGAUUUUCCAGAAGUGUUGUUCACUAUGAAGUAUGGGUGGGUGGCUGCUUUUUUACACAAGUUUGAAAAAAAAUUGGAAGUCUUUGCUUUCAGACCCAAAUUUGAUAUUAUAGUUGAUACCAAAAAGCUGGGGAAAUGUAGGUAACAACAAAAACAAAUUUUGAAAAAAGCAUGUUUUGGACCUUCCAGUUUCACCUCUGCUGGAUUUGCUGCUCAACGCCUUAAAUGGCACUGCAGCCUAUCACAAUGUGCCUUGCAUGGUAAAAUGAGGACUAGGUGGAAGGGUAGCAAUGGCUAUAAAGGGAGGAUGGCUGGUGAGCAUACUGCCUGCUGCACAAGCUUGUGUAUUGGCUUCUACACGAGGAAGUGCACUUUGGAAUAUUGGUAUCGGGUUUCAGGAUGUGGCCUCCGCCCUCCCCCCAUUUUCACUACUGGUGGUUUUUAGUGGAUUGGGGGGAUAUAAAUGUUUAAAUAAAUGAUAUUUUCUGCAUACAUGGCUAAUUUCAUUGCAAUGCAACCUUCUUUGAACAAAUGAUGCUUAAGAACAGUGAUGCUCUUGCUUUUAAGAGCUUAGGAUAGGAAUUCCGGCCAUAUAAGUCCUACACUAUGUCAUAAAGAGUAUUCAAUAAUCUGAGCCUUACGAGGUUUUGUAAACUAUAAACUAAACCAAAACAAACACAAAACCCAAUAAAAUAGUUUUAAAGUUCCAACAGAAUACUUCCACUCGUGCAAGUAAACACGAGUCUAAACAUAUGCAUGUUUAGUUGGUACCGUAGUCAUAUGCAGGACUAUUUUUUCCUAAAUUCCGCGGUAGUUUAGUUCAAUGGGGGAGCAUCUGUUUUGCAUGGAGAAGGUUCCAGGUUCAGUCUUUCGCAUUCCUAGGUAGGGCUGGGAAACCCUCCCCUCUGGAAACCCUGGCUAAUGCCAGUCACGGCAGACAAACCUGAUGGAUCCAUGGUCUAACACUGUGCACAAUCUCAGUCCGGGAAGACUGGGAAGGUUUUAAAUGAAAAAUCAGGAGAAUAAUUUUUCUCUUACUUGGCCAGCCCAGAAGGAAAAGCGGAAGCUUUGGAAAAAUCAACUUUUUAUAAGAGGAAAAUGAAAGAUCCCUAAAUGAGAGGGAGCCCUAUUUACCGUAUUUUUUGCUCUAUAAGACUCACUUCCCCCCCCCCAAAAAAGUAAGGGGAAAUGUAUGUGCGUCUUAUGGAGCAAAUGCAGGCUGAGCAGCUAUCCCAGAAGCUAGAACAGCAAGAGGGAUUGCUGCUUUCACUGCACAGCAAUCCCUCUUGCUGUUCUGGCUUCUGGGAUUCAGAAUAUUUUUUUUUCUUGUUUUCCUCCUCCAAAAACUAGGUGCGCCUUGUGGUCUGGUGAGUCUUAUAGAGCAAGAAAUACGGUAAAUGAACAAUUGCCCUCACCAGAAAAAACUUAGACUCUCAGUUGUGAGUGAAACUGAGGGGCGGGGAUUAAGAUUUUGUCCCCUUUCAAGUUACAGACAGGAGUAGCAUUCCAUUUAUUUAUUUGUUUUGUAAUGCAAGGCUAAAGAGGAGUUUGCUGAAAUGCAGGAGCAACGGUAAAAGUAACAUUUCCAUAGCAGUUUCUUUCAUACAGCAAUUUCUAGAACACUGUUAGAGGUUUUCUAAUAUUAUACAGGAUGCAGGAAAAUAAAAUUUGUGGAUUAUGUGAGAGGAAACAUAAAUCCAAAAUAUUACUUGAAGGGGGGCAAGAAUGAACCUUGAUUGUUCUCUAAACCUUGGACAACCAUUUCAUUUAAUGAUUGUUUUAUGAAACUGCUUUGCAAUCUUUGUUUCAACACGAAGCCUCGGUUUACGGAACUGUAGCUCAAGGAAAGCAUUAGUUAACUGUUACUUCAAAAUAUUUUUAAGAGUUGAUCUAGUGCAACAUCUUUCUAGAAGUGUUCAGUAGAAAUGUAAAUCAGAACGAAAUAAAAGGAGCAAGCAGGUAAAAUAAAAAGCCUCUUUCCUUCACAUAUCAGUUAACAUAGACUAUAAUGAGGCCAGAGGCCUCAGGUAGGUUUAAUAGACCUGGGGGUGGAGAAUCUUAUGAAGAAAAGGAGGGCCAUAUUUGAGUUUCCUUAGACCACAAUCUGACUAGUUUACACACCUACCUGGAGAAGGCUAGGACUGCAUUCCAUAAAACAGUUCAUUUUAGGACACCCUUGUUUUCAUCAGAGAAAUGUUGGAGGGUAUGCAUUUAGCUAUCACAUAUCUUCUCUGUAACAGUGACCAAGCCUUUAUUUUUAUCAUGGCCCACAUAGUGCAAAGAAGAGCCAGAAGAUGCUAUCUCUAGGCAUGCAUGGUCUAGAGAGGGUGGUGGGUUCUUUAAAAUCAUAUUGUGGGAAACCUGGGCUCAAAAGAGGGCUUUUGCAUUCCAGCCAUGUACCUCCAAAUGCUUCCUUGUUAAAAUUCAAAAAUCACAAUUUCCUUAUGGUUGCCUCAGUUUCUCAUAUUAAGCCCCCAAACAGCUGUUUCUCUAGCACUGCAGUGUGCUUGUUAGGUUAAAAGGUGUCAAAUACAGAGGCCAAUUAGUACAGUAGAUUAAAAAUAGGGCUCUUUAUUGGAAAGAUCAGUUAACAAUAUAAAAUACAAGAAGACAUUCCUAAGAAAUUAUCUAACCCAUAGAGGUAGGGCCCAAACCUUGAUAGAUUCAGAGUUUAAAGUCAAAUAAGGACAUAAGAAGCAAAUGACCAGCCUCCAUACCUUUAAAGCACAUUUAAUCAGAAAACAGGAAGAGCAGACUAGAAAUUAUCUCCAGCAGCAAAAUCUCCAAAGAAGCCAAUAGAAUCUGUAAAUGAUUUUCCCACUGCUGGUCUAACCAGUUCCCCUCCAGUGUGUUUGUAGGCAAAUUGGGCAGCGAUCAGCUAAGCAGCAGGGGAAGUGGUAGUUAUCUUCAGGUAGAUCGUGUCCUCCCUCAAAGAGGUGAGACCUGGAGACCGACCUCCUGUGUUGUAGGUGGGUAAGAUUGGAUAGCCACAACACCCGAUUGGUAGGUCCCUCGAUGUUGGGUUUAAUCUGGCCAAUGGGGCGCAGUCCAAACGGAUCGAGGGACCUAUAUAUACCCAUGCAUGUGACCCAGAACUUCCUCUUUCAGCUCGUGCAUUUGGAACACCAGCCCACCUCUCCCUACUUUUAGGGCAUUUUUUGCAAUUGACCUUGCUAUGCCAUCGUGUGUCGUCUGUCAUUGGGACAGGGGCACAGCAGGAAUUUUCCCCACUUGGCUGAUUGGCUGUUGCCAUUUGGGUUUCACCUGCCGCGUAGCAAAUCAUCACAACUUGUAAGGUUGCGGAUAGGCACUGGUUCAGGUGAUAGGGAUGGGAGAACGGUCUCACCAUCCCUAUGUGAAGGGUCUUCUGUUAAAGGAAUCCAGGGACUCAACUUGGUUUGGUCAACCCCCGAGAGGGGUUGCCUGAGUCCAGGGGAGCAUCUGGAGGGUGAACAUAGUCUGUUCCUGGCUUUUUGCCUACCCAGGUGUUCACCCUUGGCUGACCUAUGCUGGUGCCCUGGGUCAGCGCUACCUGCGAAGGUACAGGGAGCUAGUCAAACCGGAGCCUGUGCAACCACUCACUUUCUGUAAUCAAUAAAGUUGUGGCCUAAAUUCUGCCAAGAACCAAAACUAAAAUUUUAGUCGAAUGUGUCUUUAUUUAGGGGGGAGGUCUCUGGGUCUGAACACACAAAAGCAAACACCUUACUCUUCAUGAGUGAAGCUCCUAUACAAAUAGCAAGAUGCUCCAGGGUAACUGCGCCCUGAGAAUGGAGGUCUUCCACAUGACUGUCAUCUGUUAAGUGCUAAGAAAGAUGAUUGGGGCUGAGAAAAGAAGGUAAUGUGAAGGAUAAGUUUUUAGUGAGCAGAAUAACUGAGUUUGCACAAUGCAUUCAAUAGUUACGUGGCAGAAACAACUUUCCAGCGAAUGGGUGAAUUUGUAAGCGGUUUAAACUUUCUUUUAAUCUGAGGAGGGGUUGAUUCCAUAAUUUAUUUAUAUUUUGAAAAAAGAAAUUGACGGAAUUAUGUAAGCCCUCUGAAGGAAGGUGACAAAAUUUAACUUCGAUAAUAGCUGUUGAAAGCAUUUCACACACAUUGCCUGAGUAAUUUUUACAUCAAACCUAUAUAUGGUAGGCCAUUUUAUUAUUAGUCUUGUAUGAUCCCUCUUUUAUUAUUGACUUCAGAGUUGUCAAAUAGGUCAGGAAGUGUGCCAGGCAUACCAUCCAGUCUGUUAUUGUUAAAAUGAAGGGGAGGGUCUUAAAGCCGAGGAAGAACAGCUUGCAGCAGUGCUGGCUUUUAUCGUAGAUGGAAAAUGGAGUGAAUCUGUGGCAGAGAUCUGAAAACAAAAACCAGCAGAAAUUACUUGAGGAAGGGAACCAAGUCACAAUAUGGAUUUCUUUGCGAGAAUUUAGCGUAUCAAAACCAAUGACAAAUCUUAAAGAUAGGAAAUGAAGACAUAUAUGACUUGAGUAAUGUAAUCUUGCUCUCACAUGCACAUAGCAUCUUUCCGCCCUCUUCCACCAUGAAGUAGCAGCUGCAGCCGCUCCUCCCCUAUCUUGACUGUGUCCUGGUAGGUGAGUCAGGGGUUUCCCUUCCACACCGUUCUUCUCAUAGGCAGCUGGCUCACUGAUUCUUAUAACAUUACUAUUAUAUUAUUAUACAUUAAUACAGAUCCAUUUUGUAAAGUGCCAAGUACAUUGUUUCACAGGCAACAAUAAAAAGGUCCCUGCCUCCAAGGUACUCUAGGCUCUAAAGGAUCCUCUGAAGUUUCCAGUGUAUGCCAUUAUAAUGGAAAUGUUCCAGACAGGGAUGGAGCUGUGAUGCUCUUCCUAUGAGGAUGCCCGACUAGAGAGGUUGCCUCUUUCCCCAGGCUUGUGGUAUUGGCUCCCUGAUGAAGAAUUGUGUAACUCACUUGUUUGGUUUUUCUGCAGUCUGAAUGUAUCCUCAGACCAUGUUUUUCAAACUUUGAGUUAGGGUCAAACCUUCUUGAAUUGGGAUUCUUUUUUCUUUCUUAAAAACCCCCAAACAGCAGUAGUUUUGUGAAAAGGGUCUGGGCUUCCUCAAACUCAGACCUCCAGAUGUUUUGCGUCCCUGACCACUGGUCCUGCUAGCUAGAGAUCAUGGGAAUUGUAGGCCAAAAACAUCUGGGGGGCAGAGUUUGAGGAAGCCUGGAACCCUUAACCACUCCUGCACAUGCCAAUAGUUCAAAUCAUUAUUCCUCCAUUACCCACCCAACCUCAUGACUGUUGUUAAUUUUUAAAAGAAGGAGAACCCCCAGUAUGGGACUCAAAUAUUUGCUUAACAUCACUAUCACUUCUGGUUUCAUACUUAGAUUUUUGUAUUUGCUUUUAAGGUUGUUUAAAAAAAAUCAUUCUUCAUCUCCCUGCACUUUAAAACUUGGGAAGUUCCCUGUGGCCAGUUAUCGGAGAAGACAUGGAAUGGUUAAAACACCCUGAUCAGCCAAAAAGAAGAGGAAAACAUCAGAUAUCAAUAAGCAUCCCAGGAGUUAUAUGCAAAUAGCCUUGGUCACAAUCUGUAGAAGCCUGAAGGGAGAUGGCUGGUGCUCAGGAUGCUGCUGAAAUUUUAGCUUACCUAAAGGCAGGAGCUUGCUUGUGGUGGCCCCAUCUUAAUUGAUAUGAUUACCAAGUGUACACCUUGGGGCUUCAACAAAAUGGCCAGCAUUUACUCUCUCUGUCCCCUUGCCACAGGUUUUCCUUAACAUUCAAACUGAAGAAGAGUUCUGGAGAACUCAAAAGUUUGCCCACUGUGAUUAUUGGAUUUGCUAAUCAGCUGAAAUUACUGUACAGUGGUACCUCGGGUUAAGUACUUAAUUCGUUCAGGAGGUCCGUUCUUAACCUGAAACUGUUCUUAAUCUGAAGCACCACUUUAGCUAAUGGGGCCUCCAGCUGCCACCGUGCCGCCGGAGCACGAUUUCUGUUCUCAUCCUGAAGCAAAGUUCUUAACCUGAGGUACUAUUUCUGGGUUAGCAGAGUCUGUAACCUGAAGUGUAUGUAACCCGAGGUACCACUGUAUAUGAUUUUAUGUCUCCUGUGUGCUGGGGAGUCAGUGCAGUCUUAUUGGCCACUAACAGAAUGUAAGUUAAAAAAAACAAGCCUUCAGUCAGGAAUAGGACAGGGAAUAAAAUGGAUUCAGUUUGCAUUUAAAGCGUUUAUCAAAUUUGCCCUUUCCAAAACAUUGUAGGAACCGAAACACGGCCAUCCAUCAAAAUUCUCAUUUAUUUACUAUAUAUGAAAUAUGCAGUUCUCCAGCCAAACAACAUUCACAAAUAUGCGUACAUAUUUGUGAACAAAGUGCACAUAAACGUUAUAUUUGUGAAAAUAACAUACAAAAGGUGCAUCAAUUUAGAUAAAAUUGCUUGCGAAAAUUUGUACAUUAGUCAAAACUGCAUGUUAAAAUGUGUUUAUGGGGGGUGCACCAAAAUGCUGAAGAAUUUUCAAACCUUAAAGAAAAUCACAAAUUGCAGCAGAAAUGUGGAAAUACGAAUUUAAGAUUGAAAAAAUGAAAAAUUGAGAGAACUGAGAUUGAUAGAUUCUUCCAACCCAAGUCAGGAACAUUGAAUCUGUACUUUCAUUUCCUCUACUUUCUUUUCCUUUCUCCGUUUUCUGUAUUGGUUGAGUUAUUAUGCACAAAUAAUAUUAGACUAUAACUUUUAUUCUUUCCUUUGGGCAAUAAUUAUAUUUCUGGGCAUAAUUAAUUGCCCUUUUUCAUUUCUCCUGUUGUGUGGAUAAUGCAAACUGCUAUCCCAAACCAUUAAUGUUUAUAAGAGAUAACACUAUUUCUUAAAUGAUUCUUGGUGUUCAUAAAUGAUUUCUUAAUUUAGUGCAGACUGUGGAAAAUGCCUUACAGCUUGAUCUUAACCACAUUCACUUGGAAGUAAAUUGAUUUCAAGAGGACUUACUUUGAAGUAAAUGCGUUUAAGAUUCAGCUGAAAAUGUCUUGCAUAAAUUUCAUUUCGUUGCAGAUGUAAUGGUAUGUCCUGUUAUGCUUCAGUCCUUCAGAAGUUGUUCAUUUAAGCUGCAGUCCUGUACAUGCUUACCUGAGUGGAAGUCACAUUGAACUCAAUGGGACUUACUUUUGAGUAGACAUGCAUAGGAUUGUAUUGUUACUGCUAUAUAUUGUCAUAGGCAUGUAUGGCAGUAAAAAAGGGUUGUAUACAUGUGCAAAUCUACUACCUCAAUGUUGCAACAAUAGUGAGAAGGAAAGAUCUCUUUAGCAAGAAUACACCUAUACUUAAAUAAAAGUAUAUGUGAUAAAUGCCUAUUCUAAAAUCAAAUUCCAGGUGCCAAUAGACAUGCUUGCUUUUGAAAAAGCCCUUAUUAAUUACCAUUGCAGAUCUAGCUAGGCAUUCUUUUAUAUGGAAUGUUUUAAAAAUAAACUGGGGGUGACAGUUCUGUAUGCUUUGAUGCUUCUCUUGUGAUUUUGAAAGCUGAUGUAUUUUAUGUUUUUUUUUAAGUAUUUUAAAAUAUUUGGUAAUCUCUCCCACCAACCUGUUUCUCUUUUCUCCUUUCCUUCUCUGUUCUCUUUCUGCACUGGCAGAGCACCUGGGAUUAGAAUUGAAGGGUAUGGACUCAACCAUUCAUUUGUUAACCAGAUACCAUUACGAGCUGCUGACAGUCCUUCAUAUUGUAUUUUGAUAGCUUCAGUGGGAUGGUUUUAAAAAUCAGUUGUUCUGUUCAUUGUUCUGGCACAAAUUGGGCCAAACAUAAUACCUAAAAUUACACUAAAGGAAUUAAAUCCUAAAUAAUCUGCAUGGGUUUAUUGCAGCACUUUCCCCACUCGCCUUAGUGGGAAACGUGUCUACCUCAGGUGACAUUAGUGGGCUGCAGAGACUGGUCUUUGUCAAUUUUCACUUCCGUGCUGCAUUAUGUUUGGAUGUAAACUGAAAAAUUGAUCGUGUCAUUCUGGAAAACCAUCGGCUUGUAUAGUGGGAGCAGUGGACAAACAUUCCAGUAAGGAAAAGGUUGGUGUGAAAGAAAUUAGGAAGUUGCAGCAAUUCUACAAAGCUACCCUGGCUCUGAAAAAAUAAUCAUGGAAAAGUCUGCUUUUAUUUUCGCCUCUGCCUCACCCCAUUAUAUUCCUUGUUCGUUUGGAAGGAAUCAAUUUAAAAUGAUAGAGCUAGGGAGGUCAGGAGGAACUCUUUGUUGCUGAACUACAAUUCCCACCGAAGAUGGCCAGUGGCCAGGGAUUAUGGAAGUUGUAGUUCGACAACAUCUGGAGGACCAAAGGAUGCCCAUCUCUGAGGGAGGCAUAUGUUGAAAUGUAAGGCCCCAUAGCAGCCCGGUCCUAUUUCACCAACACUAGUGCUAGGUUUAGAUGAAACCUACAGCUGUUCUGAAUAUGACACAAAAUAAGAUGAAACCAACAGCUGUUCUGAAUAUGACACAAAAAAAGUAAAACCUUGGGUGGUAGGUUUCUGGGUUGUACCACUUCCAAUAUCAAGUAGAGGGUAUAUUUAGCCUUUAAAAAAUACACAAUUCACUGCAUAUACUGGAUUUAAGGCUGAACUACAUGUUUAAGAAGGGAUGCGGGUGGCGCUGUGGGUUAAACCACAGAGCCUAGGACUUGCCGAUCAGAAGGUCGGCGGUUCGAAUUCCCGCUACAGGGUGAGCUCCCGUUGCUCGGUCCCAGCUCCUCCCAACCUAGCAGUUUGAAAGCACAUCAAAGUGCAAGUAGAUAAAUAGGUACCGCUCCGGCGGGAAGGUAAACGGCGUUUCCGUGCACUGCUCUGGUUCACCAGAAGCGGCUUAGUCAUGCUUGCCACAUGACUGUGGAAGCUGUACGCCGGCUCCCUCAGCCAAUAAAGCGAGAUGAGCGCCGCAACCCCAGAGUCGGUCACGACUGGACCUAAUGGUCAGGGGUCCCUUUACCUUUACAUUAUAUGUUUAAGAGAGAUUUAUGAAGGGCUCUUCUAACAUACAUUUUCUGCUGGUUAUGUGUAGUAGCAGGCCAGGGAGGAUUGGGUUCAAACAGUGGCAUUGGGGAAGAGAAUAGCCAACUUUUUUUGUCUCUGAACAGUUUUUGUCAUCUAAAUUGCUGCCAGGUCCUCUUUGCUGAGGAGAAAAUACAGAUAAAAUACACUUUGGGUCUUAACGCCUUAGACAGAAAGUGAUGCUGAACCUUUCUCUCCAGUAUGCUAGUUUCCUAUGUGGAAGGAGAAUUUUGUAUAGGGAAACAUCCAAAAAUCUCCCCCAUCUCCAAGUGGUACAUGCCAGAAUUCUAUCACCCCUGCCCACCAUAGGAGUGGCCUUCACAGAGCGCAUGAUGGAAUAGUGUGAAAGCACUUACUGGACAUGCCCUUUAAAGGUGGAGUGUUCCAUGUUAAUGAGAACUGCACAUGCAACUGGAAAAUCAGGAUUCCCAGCUGUACAUGCAUAGAGACCCUUUCUCACUAACGCUUGAUGCUGCGUUGUCACUGCUGGGUGUGUUUUGCCUAUGUGUGGUGGCAUUCAUUGAAUGCAAGAGGGGCUAGUUUGAAAGCCACCCACCCUUCCCCUCCGCUUAUUCUGCAUCAUGUGUAGAAUGACUCUUGGGAAGAAGUACAUGAUCCCAUUGCCAGAGGGACUGCGCUGGGGUCUGAAUGCAUAAAAAGCUAAACUUGGAGCAUAUCAGCAGUUUCUGUAGGAGGCUAUAAAGCCAUCCCUGAUUAUUAUCAGCCCUGUCGUCUAACCAAUGAUCUGCUUCCUGCUUCUUUCCUCAUUCACUCAAUAUAAUAGCAAAAACAGCUUGUUGUGUUGCCACACUGCUGUAGUAAUUUCCAAGAAGAAACAAUUUCCCAUGCUUAAACUUAACAAACAGAAAAACGUGCUCACACGUAUUCAAAGCUAGAUAUCGUAUCCCAAACAUCUCCCUCUGAGUAUCCUCCUUGUUUCCUAUGUUCUACUAGCUUCAAGUGAGGUUUAUGAGGCUGGUUUAAAAACAAACAAACAAAUCCUUCCACAUAUUUCAGGGCGGGGAACCUCCCAGUUUGGCGCAUAAGGCUGUUUUCCCCCAAAUGAUGCCCUCUGGCCUCAUAUCUGAUGUCUUUUCCCAUGGGGAACUCAGUUGCACAGAUGGCAUCCCUGGCUCGGUUGGCCUUGGGAAGAGGUGAGGACAGGGCAGGGUGAAGCAGUGAUACCCAAACACCCAGCAAACCUCCUGGCUAUCGGGUGCUUGGGUGGUGUUGGCCAAGGGACCUUGAUAGGCAGCUGGGUCAUACCUGUGCUUGAUGGACACAGCGGUUAUUGGAAGCACCCUCAAGUCCCCUUCCUUCUGCCUUGCAGCUAAAUCCAUGCUCCACAGGUUUUCACAUAUUCCCUCCUCCUCUUGGCUAUGUAGCACUGACACACGAAUGAAGCCAGUGAAAAAUUAUAAAAGCAGAAGAAUAUAGAAAGGAAAUUACUAUAACAUCAGGUGUCUCAGGAGAAGCACAUGUCUUUCAAGCCUCAAUGACAGUGAAAACCAAAUGCUUGUGUUCAGAGAAAGCUUAUAAUAAUACUUUCACUUGUACGAAACUUGGAACUUAGUCCACAGUGCUUGGUUAUCAUUUACCCACACAAUCAGUUUGCAGGACAGCCUAUCUAGGAAAGACAGGCAAGUGCUUUCCAGAAGGAGGGUAUUUAUAGCACUAGAGAGCCUUGGACCCACCCACCCCCCCAAGCCUAUUCCUGUGUGGAGUGUUUGUCCAUGUUUCCAAAUUACUACUGAAUCUUGCAAAUUUUCAUACUGAUAGCACCAAAUGGACCUGUGUGAAUUCAUUAACCACAGUACAUUCUCAUCAGGUGGGAAUAGUAAUAAUAAUAGUUCACAGGGAACAGCUACCUCCCACCCGAUACCAUCUGCUGACAAGAAUGUUGUAAUUGAAGGGGAAAUGUGCCUACUUAUGUAUCAGACCAUAAUUCUCAAUUAUCAGGAGAACCACUUCUGUGAACGAACAAACCUUAUGUAGAAAGUGGCCUUGAAUUGACAGUGCUCCUGAAUAAAAAACACUUUGAAAUGACAGUUGGAAUUGAGGAUUUUUGACAUCCCUACUUAGCUUAAAUUUGUGUUGCUUUUUUAAAAAUGUAUUUCUUUCUAGGCUCACUGUUAUGCAAGAAAUAUCUUUUGCCAUCCUGCCUCUUCUUUUCAGCCCCCCUCCCAGCCAUGUGUGUACCUGUAAUGCUCCGUGGAUGACAUUUCUUCACAUGCACGUGAUUUCCACAUAACAAAUUAUCGCACAAGAUAAUUUGUUAUUUUUAAAAAAUCACAUUCUAGCACAUGCAUGAAAGAGUUACUGGACCCUGGCUCAAAUUUCUUACAAUUUAAGUGGAAUUUCGAGUUGCUGUUUACAUUGCCUCAUAUUCUCAAUGUACAAACCUGUAUAAGUUUACAUGUUAUAAAUUGUUUCAUAGCUAAUUCUUUUUGCUGAACAUUAAGGUCUCUAAUUUCAAAUGAAACUUUGUGAUUCCAAAGUAUUGUCACUACACAGUAAUAGAUAUAACAACAAAUGAGAUUUGCAGCACAGGCCUAGACAUGUCUACUCAGAAGUAAGCUCCACUGAGUUGAAUGAGACUUACUCCUAUCACUAGGAAGAAUUAUAUUCACCAAUCUGAGACUCAACGUUUGAGUUUUUUCCCUUUCUUUCUUUCUUUCUUUCUUUCUUUCUUUCUUUCUUUCACAUCUUGCCUUAUAGGAAACAAACUGAUCCUCCCACGGCAGUUCACAAUAAACAUCAACCUAUGUUGUUGCUGCUGCUGUUUUUUAAAAACCUCACAACCAAGAAACAAUAUAAAACUAUUAAAAGCCAUCAGGAUCCUUCCCACCAGGCAGCUGGUGGUAGAAAAGCCUUGUGGUGGUGAGAUCAGAGGGGGGUAAUCCCAGUUGGAGCAGAUCUGAGGUUGUGGUCAUGGAAUUUAUUUUAUUUUGAAGCAAAGUUAAAAGAAAAGAUCACUAAAGAAAUAAACUCACAGAUAAAUUAUUGUAUUAAAUCUGGCUACUUUUGCAGAGUACCAGGAUUCUUGGGUACAGCACUCAAUAACAACACUCUAUCAUAGUAAUACUUGUUAGCUAUUUGUUGUAGCUGUGAAGAACAAAUUUUCAAACUUUUAGAAAUUACACUAAAUACAGUGAACCGUGUACCAAUAUAAAAGUCUUCAGUGUGUGCUUUCUCUCUCUCUCUAUAUGUGAAACUUCUUCCAUCUAGGCAGUCUCAGCAUAGGGUUGUUCAGGGAAGGAGUGUUUAAAUGUGCAGCAUGAGCAACAGACUGAAAAAUUUCCUGAUGGGCAGCCUUUCUGUUUCUUGCAGCAAAACAUGUUCAAGGCUGCUUCAGAUCCUCUAGUUUCUAAUGAAAGCAAUGUGAAUCUUAGGUCUUCUUUAAAUUGGUAGAUGCCAAGGUUGGGGCAGCCUGAUACCAGUUCAGAUUUCUGGUGUCUAUGAUAUAAAGUCAAAGGAGAUGCUCUGCAUUCUAAAGCCAUCGUCUGCAGUUCAUAUGCCUGUCUAAUAUUGCAAAGUGCUGAAAAUUUAGAUGUGGCUCAGCUGCCAGGGCCCUUGCUGAGAUUUCAAAUUAAAAUGUGGGAGUGGCCUGUAUACUCUUCAAGAGAAUUGGAUCCCCCCCCCAAAUAUAUUUAGUUAGCUAGUUAAUUUAUAGACCACUUCAUAUUUCAGCAGAAAUUUCUAAGCAGUUCACGUGUCACAAAAAAAGGGGUACAGUGGUACCUUGGUUUAUGAACUUAAUCCGUUCUGGAAGUCCGUUCUUAAAUCAAAGCAUUCUUAAACCAAGGCGUGUUUUCCCAUAGCAGCGGGGGACUCAAUUUACAAAUGGAACACACUCAACAGGAAGCGGAACAUGUUCUGCUUCCAAGGCAAAGUUCACAAACCGAAACACCUACUUCCAGGUUUGCAGCAUUCUUAAUCCAAGUUGUUCAUAAACUAAGCUGUUCUUAAACCAAGGUGCCACUGUAUUGGUAUAAGAAAUCAGUAGCUGAAGGUGGCACUACUCACCUGACCUCUCUCUGGCUGAGUCGCUGCUGCAUUCAGGGAUGGCAAGCAGGCAGGGUGAGGCCAACGUGGUACAAACACCAUGGCAGGAGCAAUGGAUUGGCUCCAGCAGCGCAUUUGCACUGCACCAACCUCUCUGCCACCUCUCUGCCCCUCCUCACCCUGGUUCUCAGCAGGAACUCAGCUGGAGAGAGGUCAGUUGUGGUGACACAGCCCCCCAUUCAAAACGAAACUCUGAUGAUACUAUAUGGCUAAUAAUUAUUCCACCUACAGCUCAUCUUUGUAGCAUAGAUCUUUUCCGAUCACAAACCAGGCAGAGAGAAAAGGUUUGGGGACUGGCAUCUACAAACUGGUGAAAAGGCACUUGCUUUCCCUGUUUCCAGCUUUGCAUGUCCUGAGUAUAGAGAGAUACUCUAACAUGUCAAGUGAGCAAAAGGCUUCUCAUCUUACUGGGAUUUGCCCAUUUAAGCUGCUUUGAGCAUUUUGAAAAGCAAGGUAUGGGUUUGAGGGCCUAAUGUGUGCCUGCAAAUCCUGACAGCCAAAGUAUAAACCUCCUGAGUGCUUAUAUACUUGAAAGGUAACACAGUAGUCAAGCCAUAUAAUCCUCAGGUAUAUUCACACCUGAGGCUGAAAGUGAAGUCUACAGUGCCUUUCAGUUCUCUGGCAUCAAAAUGAAUAGCAGGAGAGAGGCUAUAAGGCCUUUAAGCCUGAUAUUUGAAAACACUCUUUUUAAGGCUAGGUUUGAUACCCACUUUUUGGAAUGGAAUUUAAGCUGUAAAUUGCUUAGGAUGUCUUAGAAAUCUUGAUUGUCACAUAGGUCAUUAUUGAAAUUUCCUUCCUGGUCCUAAAGUGGGCACGAGUUUUUCUUUCACCAUUUGUCAGGCAGUAGAUGCCAGCAGUGACAGAUGAUAAGAAUCUCUGGUUUUGGUGCCUUCAUUUCUGAGUGAAGGCCAGAUCCUGAUCCACCCAGCGCCUCUACUUGGUUGGAUGACACACAGAGGACUCUGGGAAGUAAAAGAGGGAACUAUUGUUGUUUUCGUGUGUGUGUUUUUGCUAAAUCCUGAAGGGAGGAGUUCUGUAGAACACCCGGUCAGUUUUCAGAUGCCAGCAAGCCCAAAAGUAAAAUGAAACCACCACUUCACAUAGAACAAUCUCUUCUACACAAGAUCCCUGCAUUGGUGAUAAUGCCUCAUUCUAAGCAUCUUAAUCCCUCUCAGGAUUACUGAUAGCCCCUUCUUAAGACAUGUGUUGGCUUGCAAAAUAUGUUGGAUGGCAAGCAUCAACAGAAGGACACAGAGCGCAGCAGUGAUUUGCCAGUGCAGCCGUGGUACAUCAGCUGCACCAGCAAAUUCACAUUGCAUCACAAAUGUUAAAAGUAGGGCAAAAUGAAAAAUGAAAAGAAUGAAUGCAUCUGAGCAUUUGCUAUAUGCACCGCCACAGAAGGCACAGAACUCAUAAUAUGUUUGAUUGCUAUUCUUAAAUGAAUGGCGAAAGAAGUGAAACAAGUGAACAUGAGUAAGUAAAAGGUGAGAAUAGGUAUAAAUGCUCCAUUCUUGCUGCCUGCAACAUUUAGACUGCAAUCCUAUGCAUGCCUGCUCCAAAGUAAACCUACCGAGGUAAACAGGGUGUGUUUGGAUUGCUGCCUGAUUGCACUGUAGCACACCUUUUAGGCAUAGCUGUCAACCUUCCCUUUUUUUGUGGGAAAUUCCCUUAUUCCAGCGCCGUUUCCUGCUGCUUCACGCUGCUAUCCCGGAUUGUUAGUAUCCUGUAGACUGUCUCCGGGACAGGUGAGGCUGCUGAUCCCUUAUUUUCAAAUCUGAAAGUUGACAGCUAUGCUUUUAGGGCAUAUUAUUUCAUUUAUUGGUUCAAAUUUCACAGCACAGCAAAAGCUUACCUUUCAUACUUUAAAGUGCAUUACUCCUUUAUUCCUAUAGCUGUGUUCAAAUAGAGGAGGUUAGACUCUUAUUGUGGAAUAAAUCAGAAGUUCAUGGGCAGUGACACCCCCCCCCAUUAGCCUCCUUGUUAGUUCAUACCGCUUUUUUGUGAAAUAGCUUUAAAAGUGAAGUAGAAUUCAUAUGGGCUGAAAAGUUACUCUAAGGAUGUGAAAGAAUUGAAUUGAUUUGUAAGACUCUAAAAUAAGGGCCUGAUAAAAAUUUAUGCACAGGUAUGUGCAACAAACUUCAGCUGCUGGUUUGGUUGCAAAAAAACCCCCAAAACAAACCCACACAGAUCCAAAGGGAUCAUUUUCAGUGGGUGAUGAAAGGGUUAAGCAGUCCUCCCUCCUCCUGCUUCUGUGCUCUAAGUUGUCACUUCCUAAAGCAGCUUUUCUGCAACAAAAGCAGCCUUGAGAGUUUUGUGACACUUGUUUGCCCAUGACAUUUGAUUAGGCCUUCAGACAGAGCUUUUCAUGCCAGACAAGGUAACUGCCUUAAAUUAGAAAGUAUGUAUGCAUAUACAAAAAGACAAAAAUGUGUGUGUGUGUAUCUGAUUCUAAUUCUAUAUAAACCAAAAUAUUCCAUAUACCUAAAAUAUGUGAUUACUGCCUAUAGUGAAGGGCUAAUGUACUUCAUUACAAAACUUCGGUUUGGGAGGGGAUCAUUUUCAAGGUCAUAAUCUUCUCUCUUUUAUGAAAUUGUAACUUAAUAUUAUGCAUGUGUACCCAACAAGUGUAACUUGAGAAUUAUUUGGCACAGACUACGAACCAUGCCUUCAUGGAUGUUUGUAAUUUAUAUUGCCUUAUCUGCAGUCAUUCCUUACUCAGACCCUCCAUUCCCAGGGAGACUAUUCAGUCUCUCACCCCAUUCACACUGGGCUGUGCAAGCCUGACCCCCAUCCAAUUCAGGGCGAUCUGGAUCCAGCCCUGAUUAAUUUUGGAUCAAUCUGAGCCCAGUGCAACCUGAUCUGGGACUGGAAAUCAAAACCUUGUGUUCAUGUUCACUUAAACUCUGAAAUCAAAAUGGCCAUUAUUUUUUUGUUUUUUUCACGUAGGUGUAUGAUUUUGGGAGACAUGGUAGCCUCCCAAGAGAGGAUUAGCCUUGCCAAAUUUCAGACAGUCAUUUUCUGCUUGUGUUUAAGUUUGUAUUCCCCCCCCCAAAAAGAAACUAAUUUUAUUAAGACUGUGCUGCACUGAUGUAUGUAAUAUUACCCUGUAUGUGUGCUGCUUGCUCACUGACUGUGUACAAUGAAGUCACAAGACUUAGAGACAAACACAGAAGACUAAGUAUUAAUACAGAAAACAGAACACAGCUGUAAAUAAAAUGCAAACCUAACCUUAAAAACUAGGGCCAAAAUUUGGGGUAGCAGGGAAAACAAUUGGUUAUUUUGUGGAAGGCUGGGACUGGAUUGAUUGGGAAAGGAUGGGAGACAAAUAGGUAUGAGAGAUGCUAAGCCAAUACUUCAGCUGGUAGAGGAGCUGCAACAAGCAAGCCAUUGGCACUCUACUCUCGUAUAAAAUGCCCCAAUGUGAGAGACACAGUUGUUGAAGAACCUCGUUUCAGACAACAUGGAGGCAGAUACGCCAAACAAACAAACAACCAUGACUGGCAUUAGAGACCAGAUCUACCAUUUCUAGGAAAUUUGGUGACUGAGUGGAUGUGAGACAUUGUUAGACCUGGCCUCUAAGAAAAUUAUUUGCUUCUCUGUUGUUUCUCAGUGGGUGAACCUGCAUCUAAACACCACCUGUUCACUCACAGUUGUAGCCCCCCAUUCUUUCCCUGGUUUUUUUAUCUCUCCCAGCUUUUAACCAGGUGUACUUCUGCUCCAAUUGACUUGACAGUCCCUGCAUUUCCUUAAAGCAAAACCCCAACAUGCCAGGCUCACAACAUUGGGCUACACCUUCAUGGUGGCCAUAUGCUACUCUAAGCGUGCCUCCACCCAGCAAAAUGUGUAUACUAACACUGAGUCACUUUGCAGGGUCAACAUAACCCAUGCUUUAUCAGCAUCAUUCCUACCCUCUGCAAUAUAAGCAUAUGAUGGCCUUUUUUGCAUUGGCAUUAGCCCAGUAAUGUUUUUAAUGCUCACUAACUCACAAAAAUUCCUGCCAACCUAGCAGUUUGAAAGCACGUCAAAGUGCAAGUAGAUAUAUAGGUACCGCUCCGGCGGGAAGGUAAACGGCAUUUCCGUGCACUGCUCUGGUUCGCCAGAAGCGGCUUAGUCAUGCUGGCCACAUGACCCGGAAGCUGUACGCUGGUUCCCUCAGCCAAAAAAGCAAGAUGAGCACCGCAACUCCAGAGUCGGUCACGAUUGGACCUAAUGGUCAGGGGUCCCUUUACCUUUAACUCAGAAAAAUAAUUUUUGUAUGAAAUAAGAUAUGAGUCAGAAAGAUCUUUGCUGCUGCCUUUGUCUUUGAGCUACUACACCUCAACCACAGCAACACUACAAUUCUGGAUAGCAGAAUUGCUUUCUGUGGGGCAGCAAUUGCUUCUCCACCAUUAAAGACUAUCAGAAAAGUCUUAAGAACAAACCAAGAUGUUCCUGUUUUGAAGACUAUAUAAUUCAUGUUUCAUUCAAACCUUCUCUUUGUCUGAUUGGCUAGAUCUUCUUUCCUAAAAGUCAGUUAUUGCUGACACUUCAUUCAUUGACCAAAAGUACCGAAACGCGGGAGCAGGCUAGUCUGUCAUAAAAACCAAUGGGCGAGCAUAGUGCCUGCAGAUGGUGUCUCAUAUCUCGUGUCCCUCAAGUGCUAGAGACAUUCUUUUUUAAAAAGGAAAAGAAAGCUGAGUAACUGGAGAGUGUGGCUUAUUCAGGGGGGGGGGUGUGGGCAAUUGCCCUCCCUGCCUUCCCUGCAGACACCCAUGCAGGCAACCCAUUUCUCCCCAGCAAGUAAUCACUUCAAACCAUUGGUUCAUCUGCACAGCUUCUGAUAGCAGAGAGGCUGGGUCUAGACACAUCAAAGAAGCAUUUCAGCUAAACGCGUUGUAAAUUUAAACAGGGAAAUCUGGUAGAGAAAAACGGGACUCCACAAUGUUAUAUUGCAUAUACAACGCAUAUAAAUUGCUUCUUCUUUACCAGUGUAGCUGAGUCCUGGAUACUCUCAUACUCCUCUGCUGUUCUUAGAGGCUCCAGUAGCCAAAAGAUACACAGUGGUUCAGUUUCUCUUCCACUGUCUUCUGGUUAGUUGUGUGCGUUCUGUGACUUCUAAAUGCUACCAGAGUUAAGAGAUGAUGGACUAUAAUACGGGGCUCAGAGCGAAGUGUAUGUAGAUAUAUAUUUCCUUUGGCCACUUUACCAACAAAAAAUGAAACUCAGCAAGUGUUUCCACUGUGGGUCAACAUGAAUUUUCUGCAAUAUUUGAAGGACAUUUGUGAGUAUGAAAAGAUGCCACUGACAUAGUGCCAAAAAAGAGAAAAGAAAGAUACUUUAAACAACUGCAGUACAUUUCAUCAUAGUGGGGCAGGGUGACCAUGUGACCUGAAUGCCGGCUUACUCCGCUGUUCAGGUGCUAAGCGUUGAUGGGCAACUUCAAGGCCCCUCCUUUCUCUUCUCAGGGUUGUUUAUCUUUAAACCAGAUAGCCCUUCAAAUAGAGAGGUUCUUCAAAUGCAAGACCGCUCUCUCUAAAGUAGGACACAUGACCACUCUAGGAACAUGAGACCUCUGUGAUAUGGAAGAACUGCUAUGCUCUUGCUUGAAUGCUGUCAUGCAUCGGGUAUUCUACAAAUAGUUGUUCAAAAAAGAAGCAGGUUUUUGGGAUUAUUAGAAAACAUGGAAGAGAUGUCUUGGAAAGGAAAAGGAACCCAGUGUGAAUUGUUUUUUGUUGGAUUUGAUUCACAUAGACAGGAAAUAGUAAAAGCAAAGGUUUGGAGAGAAGUAGAAUAUCUACACCUAAUGUUGGGUUAGGAGUACAGAUUUUAGUGUAUAAAUCAGGAAAAGAGCCCAUUGGGUUCCAGUCUUCUAGUGAGAGGGUUGGUAUAUUCAGAAUUCAUAUUCUUAAACUGAUAUGUUUUUAACCACUCAUUGUUUUUAUGUCAUUUGCAGAAGCUGAGGAGCUGUAUCAGAAGAGAGUUCUAACCAUAACUGGGAUUUGUGUUGCAUUGCUUGUUGUGGGAAUAGUGUGUGUGGUAGCCUACUGUAAAACCAAGUGAGUGACAUUUAUUAGUAGUAAAGAGAGCUUUUAUAAUGCAUGGACAGUUUAUGCCGAUCUUAAAGUUCCAGUUGUUACCAGCCUAAAAUACUGUUGUGUGUAACCUGAGCUCUGAGUGGCGUCACUGCAGGGAUUCCAGCACUUACCCAAGGAUCAGUUUCACUGGACACAUCGGGUUUUAUUUACACCUAUAUGCAACCUUACUAAGCUUUAGGGAGGAAAAGGAAGGGAGUGGAUCUGCUGUUUUCAACAACUGAUGUAACAUGCAGUUCCAGAGUGCUUUCAGAUAGUGCUUUCAGCAUAGCUACAUGGGAGGAGGCUAGAGCAGUGUCCACUUGCCAGGACAGGAAUGGGGCCGAGUGAGGCGGAAGUGAGGUCAUGGGAGCUCUGGAUUCUUCUUGUUGGUCCCACAAGUGGGUGAAUGCUACCACCCACUGGGAGCUCUCCCCACCUCAUUGCCACCUUGCUCCACUUCCAUUCCUCGGGGAUCAGCACCAGGGCUGCUACUCUGAUACCCUCAGGUGCCAUGGUUGGGACCCAUGAAAAGUUACAUUGUUAACAAUUUUAGAAAUAUAGGCAAAAAGCUGUUGAAGUGUGAAUUAGAAAAUCUUUAAAGAAAACAAAACAAAAAAACUGAUAAAGUGGUGCAAACCAGGACAGUAAUAGUAAAACUUUACUGAAGUGUAGAUAUUAUUAUUAUUAUUAUUAUUAUUAUUAUCAUCAUCAUCAUCAUCAUCAUCAUUAUUUACUAAUUAUUACUAUUUUUUCAACUGUUUUAUCUUGCUCAAGGCAACCCAAAGUGAUUUACAACCAAACAAAAAACAUAGAGACAUUGAGACCAUAUGUAAGCCAAUAGGUUCCCUCUCUCAAUACAUCAAUGCACACGUUGAAAACCAUGCCUUAGUCUAACGAGAACAACAAGGCAGGAGAGUAGUGCUAAGAACAAUUCCCAGCUGAAGUAAUUGUACUACUGUUCUCUUCAUGCAUCUCCAGUGUCUUACCUAAUCUGAUAAAGUUCCCAUAUGCAAACUGCAAAGAUUGAGCACAAGCCAAAAUUCUCUAAUUCCCAGCCGCUUGUCCAAAGGGGGACCCUGUCUACCCUGGCACAAGAACGCAGUAAAAAGAGCUGACCAUUGUCAAACUUUGUAUUCCCCUAUUCUUUUUUUAAAAAAAUUUUUGAUUUUGUUUUCAAAGGUUUACAUACUUUGCCAUCAACAAUACGUUUAAUUAUUCCUUUGACUUCCCAUCCCUCCCUCCAUGAUGUUCUAUGUUUAUCUUUUAAUGCUGUAUAGUUUAACUUAUGACACUCCAUAUAUACAUCCUAUAUUAUUGGCAUUAAUGUCUUUCUACUGUUGCUCAUAUUUCAAAUCCAACUGGCAUUUUCAUGCAAUUACAAUAGUUCUUUAGAUAUUCUACAAAAGGUUUCCAAUCCUCAAAGAACAUUUCAUCAUUUUAUUCCUGUAUUCGUAACUGAAUAUCUUUUCAGGAUGAAGGCAAGCAUCAGUAAAAUGUAUUAAUCUGUUUAACUCUUUAGAAAACAGAGAAAUCAAAUGCAUAACCAUUUGCGGCAAAAUAUGUGUCCAGCCCAUCAGAACAGAAACCUUGCAAAUGGCCCUAGUCACCCCCGGCUGGACCCUGAGGAAAUUCAGAUGGCUGAUGUAAGUAGCUUUUAAAAAAAUAUUCAGGGUGUGGGAACCUCUGAAAUGGCAAUGGGGGGAGGGGAUAGAUCAAGGGCAGAGAGGGAAAUGGUCAUUUCCUCCUCCUCCUGCUCCCCCCUCCCCCGGUUCUAUUUCUAUUUCUCUUCUUCACUUUCUCCCUCUUUUCCCUCCCUUGGCUUUUCCAGAGGCACUUCAUGUAGUAGUUUAUUGGUGGGGCUCCCAGCUGCUUCACUAAGAGCUGCUGUAUGUGAGGAAGGGGGAAAAGGACACUGAGAGACAAAGGCACAGAGGCUGCUACUUCAUAGCAAACAGCAGUGAGCAAGCAGCAGCCCAGAUGGUCUACGAACACACCUGGUGUGUUGCCCAGGGAUGGGGGAGAAAUUUCAUUGCAUUUAGAGGUGGAGCCAUCCAAUUCACACUUUCUAGAACAAUCUGAGAACCAAAACACAGCACCUUCCUUCAAAAUUAACUGAAUUUUGUGAUAUAUUUCUCCAAUCAAACAGUGUUUUACAAAUAUGCAUAUAUUCACAGUAAGGUUUGCAUUAAAAAGGAGCCUGUUAGUGGAAAUAACAUAAAAAUGCAUCGUAUUAGGACAAAGCGCUUGCAAAAGUGUGUGCAUUAUGUAAAACCACAUUUUUAAAAGUCGGUUUGGAGAAACUCACACAAAAAUGCCGAAUAAUUUUCAUUGCUGUGGAAAUGUGGAGAACUGAAUUUAAGAUUGGAAAAAUGAGAUACGGAGAUCACUGGAAUUUGCAGAUCCUUCCAUCCUUUGUGCUGCCCACUUUGACAGCCACGGUGUGUCUUCAGGCUGCCCCCACCGCUGCCUUGCAAUGCCUUCCAGUAAGGAUAACGGGGGAGGGCCUUCGUCAUGCAGCAGCCCCCACCUUUGGCUCAAUUAAUUGGAGGAUUCCAGUUUGCUGUUAUAGUUGUUUCUUUUAAAAAUUACAAGUUAAUCUUAUUGCUUUUUGUCAUAUGCAGCCCUGUCCUGGGCUUAAAGGCUGGGUAGGAAUUAAACAUGAUAAUAAGUGUUAGCUUCAUUUGGGUAGUCUGAGAUGAGCGCCUGUGCAUUUCAGUUGGUGCUAUUUGGUGUGUGGAAAGGGGUUUCAUUCCUCACUGGCUUAGUAUUUAAGCAAGACUUAAACGUCUCUAAAGAGAUUGGUUUUUUGCUCGGGUGAUGCAACUAUUGCUCUUAUAUGCAAGUUGUCUCCUCCGGUGAUAUGUGUUGCUCUGCAUCUUUAGUGUUCUGUGCUUUGCUGCUGGGGAGAUGCCAGCCCAGAGAUUAGCAUUACAAGGUCAUAGGCUUUUAAAAGCAAUCAUAAGCAGCACUUCCAGGCAGGCUAAUUGUUUUGGAGGUUCUGAAAUUGAAGAACAAAAGUCAAGCAUAUUUAGGGCGAUCUGAAUUGGCUGGCCUAAUUCUUAUCCUCUGUAAAUGGAAGCAUAAUGUAGUAUGGUUUAUAACAAGCCUAUAAAUAAAACAAUGUUUUCAGCUUAAAAUUGAUGUCAGAUAAUUUGUGACUUUCCGCCCAGUAUAUGUCGAAAAACGUUCCUGCUACUGAGCAUGUCAUACGAAGGGAAACGGAGACCACUUUUUCAGGGAGCCAUUCCUGCUCACCAUCCCACCCGUGCUCCACAGGGACUCCGACUUCAAGGCAAAGGUACUUCACACCCCAGCUUCAAAACUCAGUUUUGUCUCAACUUACCUGCAUAGUGAUCUGUGCAUAUGCAGACAUCUGGGAGUGCAGAAAAGCCCUUCAGUUAAUGGCAUGAUGGAAAUGUUCCUUGCAGGCCUGUGGCCUCAUUUGCAACAGUUUAGUUUCAGUAACUGACUUUUGCUUGUGCCUGUGACAUUUUGCUUUCAGAUCUCACCUCCCUCAUGCUAGCAGGGUCCUCUUAUCUUUCUAGAGACAGGCAGUCAGGAAGGAAGGGGUGAGCAGCCUGGCUCUCUCUCUCAAAAUCAGUUGUGCCCCUUUGAGUGUUUCUGUCCAGCUCUGAGUGGGUUUGAGCAGUAAGAAGGAGUGGUGAAAGGGGUGAGGUGGGUCCCCCAACAAAAUGCUCCACAUGGAACUUUGUGCUCUUAACGCCUUGACCACAAACUUGACAUGAGCCAACAGUGUGACGCAGCAGCUAAAAAAGCCAAUGCAAUUCUGGGCUGCAUCAAUAGGAGUAUAGCAUCUAGAUCAAGGGAAGUAAUAGUGCCACUGUAUUCUGCUCUGGUCAGACCUCACCUGGAGUACUGUGUCCAGUUCUGGGCACCACAGUUCAAGAAGGACACUGACAAACUGGAACGUGUCCAGAGGAGGGCAACCAAAAUGGUCAAAGACCUGGAAACGAUGCCUUAUGAGGAACGGCUAAGGGAGCUGGGCAUGUUUAGCCUGGAGAAGAGGAGGUUAAGGGGUGAUAUGAUAGCCAUGUUGAAAUAUAUAAAAGGAUGUCACAUAGAGGAGGGAGAAAGGUUGUUUUCUGCUGCUCCAGAGAAGCAGACACGGAGCAAUGGAUCCAAACUACAAGAAAGAAGAUUCCACCUAAACAUUAGGAAGAAUUUCCUGACAGUAAGAGCUGUUCGACAGUGGAAUUUGCUGCCAAGGAGUGGGGUGGAGUCUCCUUCUUUGGAGGUCUUUAAGCAGAGGCUUGACAACCAUAUGUCAGGAGUGCUCUGAUGGUGUUUCCUGCUUGGCAGGGGGUUGGACUCGAUGGCCCUUGUGGUCUCUUCCAACUCUAUGAUUCUAUGAUUCCUGCAUGCCCAUGUAUAAGUAGAAACACAAGGUACAGCUGCAUUCAUUACCAGCCUCCUUUCUAGCCCAUCCUCUUUCUCCCAGAAGCUUAGAGCUGCAUACCUGGGCUUAGCCCAUUUUAUUCUCUCACAAGUCAAGCCUGCUAAGUAAUUUGUGUGGAUCCAUGCAGUAUGAGGCUGCUGGGAGGGUCACUUGCUCUGGUUUGAUCCACAGACAUGGAAGCCACGCUUGGAGCUUGGAGCAGACAGAAAGCCUGACUUCGGACUGUCAGUCUGGGAUUAUGCUGUCUUCAGUGGGGACCAGCAAAUGCAACAGCCCUGCCUGCGUGGAGGCUCGCGCUCGGAGGGAGGCUGCCUAUGCUAGCGAGGAGCAAAGGAGGCCCAUGAUGCAAUACAGAGACUCCGUGGAUUCCCUUCGAGACUCACCACAUAGUGAGAGGUCUCGUUUUCUGCUGUUAUUCUCGCUUGCUGUUCCCACUUGCUUGUCAAUAUGGAUGGUGUUUCACAGACCUGAAAAGCAGAGAAAAGUCCCCCCUCACACAAUGUCCAGUCUCUCUCAUGAAACAGUGAGAGAGAAGGAGGGGGAUGGUGAGAGCUUUGAGCAUCAAUUCCAGAGUCAAGAUGAAUAAGCUGAGUUAAAGGGUUUUUUUGUUUUUGUUUUGCAACACACACACACACACACACAUUAAAAGUCCAUGUGGCAUAAUGGCUAAGGGCUCGUACACACUUUUGCUCUGCAUUUCUAGGUCUGGGCUUUCCAGGUCUGUGUCUGACAGUUUUGUUUGUUUGCCCCAUUGCUUUCCCUGCAAAAACCUUGCUGCUUAAUGCUGAAUUGGAGUAAAUGGCAUUCUGCGGAAAAUUUGAAUUGCCAUUUGCUCUGAUUCAGCAAUAAAGAGCAGAUUUUCCUAGGGAAAGCAGUGGGAUGACGAGGACAACAACACUUGGACACAGACCGGGAAAGUGAAGACCUGUGCCUAGAAAGUGUGGCGCAAAAGGUAAAUGUGAAUGAGCCCUAAGCGUCUGGAUUAGGAGGCCCAUGGUUAAAAUUUGCCAUAAUUCCACUAGAUAGCUGUAAUCUGUUCCAGCCUCACCAUAUGCAACCUGGGGGAAACAGCACUGACUUGCUUUGCAGGUCUGCUGCUGUUGCAGAAUUAUGACAAUAUAAUCUAGGUGAAGUGGUUUGCAUGCUGUAAAGCACCACUGUGAUCAAAGCCUGCCCCAAAGCAGGAGCUUGCCAUGUGCUUAGUUCUUUGACUCUUAACACAUCUUCCUCACUGAUCUCUUUCCCAUUUCCUCCACCGCUGCCACGUGACUUCCAUCUUAGGCUCACACAGAACUGGAAACUGAACAAAUGACAGCAACAGCCAGGCACCAUUACUUUCUUCAGUUGGUGUCCUCGAAAAUGCUAGAGAACAUACUGCUGUAAUGAACUACGUUGUGGCUAAUCCACAUCUGACAGAAACAAUGUUGAGGAUUAAACUGCAAUGAUGUGCACACUUGAGUGAAACCUAGAGAACCUACCGUACUUUCAAUAAACACACAUAGCAAUCCACCCCAUGGGAUAAAGAGGCUACGAUAAUAGGAAGGACAUUUAAGUAGAGGAGAGAGGCAUGUUUGGGUUUUAAAUGCACUGGAUAGUGGUCAGCAGAAUAACAUAAUUCACCAGAGAAAGUAGAAAUGGUUGAUUUUCUUGGUCUGAGCAUAAGUGCAAGUUGUUUGGGAAGAGUGAUCGCAAGGGUCUGAUCUCUGACAAUAGGCAGCGCCAGAUGCUUCGAGCAAAUAAAUAACAUAAUUUUACUAUCAUUUUCCCCAGAGCUUGUUAUGUAGUGUUUUGUCCUCAUGAUUUUGAAAUAUUCCUUGUUAGGAGGAUCAUCUUGCAUUGUUUCAGAUACAUGUUUAGGAGUACUCUCAUAUUGACUCAAGAAAACCACCAUUUUAUAGUUCGAAUUGGGGAAAAUAAAUACAAUAAAUGGACAAAAGUACAAAGAUUCACAAAAUGUUUAGGGGUAUGCAUACCCCUGCGUCCCCCCAGGAAAAACCCCCACUGAAUUAUACGAUUGUUACUUGUUGCUUGUUCACCUUGACUUUGGGGUUUUACCUUGCAAACACAAGUGGGGUUAGGCUUUCAGCCUUCAUCUGCUUCCCACUGUAAAAUUUAAAAAUCACUGAACUGUUUUGCUCAUAAUUGUUCUUUUCACAUGUAAAGAAGUGAUCCCAUUUGUUUCCUGUGGGCUUUAUCUGUGCUCCUAAGUUAAGGUCUGAGCCUCUAACUGAAAAAAUGCACCCUUUAUUGUUCAUUUGACCGAACCCCAUGACAAUUCCCACCUUGCUCCUGUGGGUGUGGUAAUUCUUCCCAGGCCCCGGGACGAUGACUGUCUCCUUGCCACCUCUUUCUAUCUCAUUGUAAACAAAACACACAAACAGAAAAAAAUAUUUCUGUGCAAGUUGGGCUAUUAGAAAGCAUUAACUCAGCCUGGAUUUAAAGUUGUGUGCUAAGGGGGGGGGGGGAGAGCUCUUCAUUGUGACCCUUCGGCUUGAUCCCAAUGCCGUUGUUUCUUCUUCCAGGUACGUAUCUGCCUUGACCACCCCAGCACGCCUGUCGCCGGUUGACUUCCAUUGCUCCGUAUCAGCCCACAUGCCCACCUUUGAGAUCACUUCUCCUAAUUCAGCUCAUGCAGUCUCUCUGCCUCCUGCAGCACCCAUUAGCUUCCAGGUGGAGGAACAGCAGCCAUUGCUCCGAAGGUACCAAAUCCCUUCCCAAGAUAUGCAAAGGUAUGAGAGUUACUACCAAAGAAGGAGCUACCUGAACGAGAGCACGGGGAGCUUGCCCUCCAGCCCCCUCCGCAUCACGGAGGACGACGAAUAUGAGACGACGCACGAGUACAUCUCUGUGCUAGAUCAGCCAAAGAGAACGGGCAGCGGCAACAGGCGGUGGAGAAAAUCGAAACUGAACGGGCACCUGUCACACAGGGGCAAAAUGCUGAGAGACUCCUUUUCAGUGAGCAGCGCCUCCUACAGUGAAUCUGAUGAGGAGCUGGUGGCCGAGAGCACGCCUUUCUUAAGUAUGAGAAACACGGAGGCAAUGGACCCCGAUUCACCCCCCCUCUAUCGCCUGGCCGAUAGCAGGACUUACUAUUCCUUCGACAGAUGCAACACGCAGGGAGGGAACCAAGUGACACAUAACAGCAGAUCCCGCCAAGAUUCAGCACCACCUUAG
Podarcis lilfordi (Lilford's wall lizard) is the source of this 81042-nucleotide messenger RNA. NCBI's taxonomy places the organism in Eukaryota, Metazoa, Chordata, Lepidosauria, Squamata, Lacertidae. The record is from the annotation of a GenBank genome assembly.